AGGAAGGCUGCGUAAGCGCGGCUAGCCCUAGCCGCCCAGAGAGUACGGAAGCCGCCGCCGCCGCCGCCGGAGCAAAUCGCGAAGGAGGAACCGCCGCGGCCCCACAGCGCGCAGCGGACAAAGGAGCUCGGGCGAAAAGGCGGCGCCUCAGCCGGCCGGGCCGGGAGGAGCAGCAGCAGCAGCAGCAGCGCCGCCGCCGCCGCCAUGGCCCGCCCCGCCGCCCUCGCCGCCCGCCCGCCGCACUGCAGCGCCCUCCGCCUCCGCCGCCCCUCCGGCCGCCGCUCGCCCGCCUGGUGGGCGCUAUGAGGAGAAGCAGCGCCAGGCCCGGCCUGUGUCCGCGCUGAGGAGAAAGGGCUCCCCUCACCCGCCGCCGCCGCCUCCCGCCUCUCGUAUUCCUCCGCCAGGCGGAGGGGCCAGGAAGAGUCCGCCCUUUCCCCGCGUCUCCCGGCGCCCCCGCCCCGGGGGGCCAGAAGAAGAAAAGGGGCGCCUCUUUUUCCCCUCAGCCGCCGCCGCCGCCGCCGCCUCGUGUGACUGACUUUCCGCCGAGGAAGGACGGGAGGAGCAGCGCCCCGAGCAAGGCCGGCUCCGCUUCUCGCCGUCGGGGGGCGGCGACUGGGUCGGGCAGGGCUGGGCCGCCGCCGCCGCCGGGAAGGCAGGAAGAGGAUGGCGGCCCCCUCGCGAUAAGGGGGGGGAGAGAGGGUCUUUCUGAGGGGGAGCCCCCCGUACUCGUCUUUCUAAGGGCGGGAGCGGGAGAGCCUGGAUCUGCCCGCCCGCCCGCCGCCUUGCUCCUUCCCUUUCGGCACCCGAGGAGGAAGCAGCGGAGCGCCGGGGCGCGAAGGGGAGUUGAUCCGGCGCGAGCGGGGGGUGGCGCGGCGAGGAACCAUGUCCGGGCGGCCCAGAACCACCUCCUUUGCGGAGAGCUGCAAGCCGGUGCAGCAGCCCUCGGCCUUUGGCAGCAUGAAAGUUAGCCGUAAGUAUUGAUUUGCACCAAUCUACGUGGUUCUCCCUCUCCCUUGAACCCCGCAUCUCUCGCUGGAUGCCUCGGCUUCCUCUUGGUCCCCGGCAGCGCUGCCUCUCGCGAAGUGUCAGAGCCGGAGGAGGCCUGGCGGCGGCUCUUGAGGAGGCGGCUCUUCCUUUCUUGUCUCCGGGCUCCCUCCUCUCCCCACCCCCCCUGCGCGCACCCUUGCACUAGGCCCACCCUCCGCCUUCCAUUUAGAAGAAAAAGCCAGCCUUGGCUUCUCUGCAUUUCCUCCUAACCUAAAGUAUAGCUUGAUGCUUCUGCUAGAUCCCUCUGUCUAGUUAGACUUCGGAUCUGCAUAGUGGCUUUGGUCAAGGAUGAAUUUACUUUGUUCUCACAACCUUUAAGAAGGGAUUAGAUGUGGAUCGACUCUCUUCAUAUUAUUUCAGGUUUUCUUAUAUUUUUUGCCUUUUUUAUGAGGGGUGCCUUCUAAUGGCGAGGGCCUUGGUUCCAUUCGAUCUUAUACACCACUGUUUCAUACACCUGAACAAUGAUUGAUUUCUUUAUGCCUAUAGCUAAUGGAACUUCCUGGUGAACUAUCAGUUCUCAAAUCGUUUAAAUCAAAAUGUGUGUGGUAUUGUAAAACUUACUACAAAUAGAACUUCAAAUUUGUUUUAAUCCAGCUGCUUUCAAAGAACUCGUAUUUAUGGAUGUAGCUUGUAUUUAAAAGGACUUUGUGGUUAGCUCCAUUGUAGGACAUGGAUUUUAUAAUAAGGCUCUAAUCUGGCUACCUUUUUAUGGACCUGAAAAAGUCCCUCCCCACCCCCAAGGCUGCAGUCCUAAAAACACUUGCUUGGGAUUUUAUCUGAGCAUGCAAUAAUAUGGCCUUGUAGUAAGGAUUAUUGUUUGGCAGAAAUUUUAUGGAAUAUUUAUCCAUUAAUUUCUGAAAUGUUUGUCACAGCAAAUAAAUGUGUAAGAAUGUUGGACAGGAGGAGGCGGCGGCCUUCAGAACCAAGCCAAAAAAAGCUCACCAGACUGCCAGGUGCCUGACAGCCCUGCAGUUCUUGAAGGACCAUGCAACAAGCACAACAUGUUUAUCAGGCUCUUGGUUUUUUUGUUUGAUUGGUUAUGAGUUAUGAAGACCUGGGCCACGGGUUCAAGUUGUAAACAGUCUUAAUUUAAUGCCUUGAGUGUCAGUAGUACUUGUAAAAAUGUAGAAUAUAAUUGACACAUGUUGGGUGCUUUAGAUAAUAUACUUUUGGUGUUACAAAACUUACUUAUUUCAGAAAUACUAGACACAUUGCCUGUGUUUUACUUCUUUUCAUGUAAAAAGCAUUGAGAGGUUGCAGCCCAUUCAUCAAACCUUUGUUGACCACAUAACUUUUAACUGUGUGACAACACAGCAUAUUAAGACUUGGAAGUGUUCAUUUUUAAUUCUGUGGGCGAUUCUUUGAUUAGUUUUGAGGUAUUCUUGGAAGAAAUGUUAGUUGACCACAAAUUUUAGAAUUAAACAUUUUUUUUUAAACUAUUAUUAAUCAGUUUGCAGAGCUGUGAUGUUGGUUUUUUAGAGUUGCUAUAUUAUUUAUUUGGAAUCCUAGAACAACAUGACAGUAACAGUCAAUCCUGUACUGUAUGUGUCUAUUCAGAAGUAGACCCUAUUUGACACAUCUAAGAGAGAUGGAGAACUUGUGAACCUGCAUAAUGUUACUGAACCACACCUCCCAUCAUCCCUGACAGCAGCCAUGCUGGCUGGGACUGAUUUGAAUCGGAAUGUGCUUAACAGAAUUUAUAUACUGCUUGGUUAUAAAUAAAACCUCUAAGUGAUUUACAAAAUCCAACAACAUCUGGAAGGUCACAGGUUUCCAACUCCUAGAUUGCGUCGUAAGUUACAUACUGAUUUUCAAGAUUCUUUUAAAUUUCACAGUGCUGUAUUAAAAUUCUCUGGGUAAAACUAUACAUAAGGCAGACGUGAGGUUCCCUGUAUAUCUCAUCACAGUAAUGCAGGCUGGGGUUUGUACAUAAGUCAUUCCUAGGGAAAAAUCAGGAUCAGGGGUGUCUAACCUUCCUUGCCAUAAUUCUUGUCCUGGUUGUGUGUUCUGCAAUUCUGUGAUAGAGCAGUAGUGGGAAACCUUUGGCCUGUGGGUCUAAUUAUGCCUGCCAGGCCUUUCACAUUUGGCCCAUCAGGCUAUUUCAACUAAGUCACGUCCACCUGCCCUACCUAACCUGAUGUCAUGUAUGAUGUCAGGUCUGGGGCAGGUAAGGGCGGGGCUUGGCAGAAGGGGUGCUUGCAGGCAUUACUGAUUAGCUCAUUGGCAGUGCUUGCCAAGGCUCUUUCACAGUGCAGGGCAAGCUAGCAGUGUCAGUGUGGCUUCUGAAGAAUUCUAAAGUGCUAUUUUCUGUGGUGCUUUGAAUUGGGUUUUGGAAGAUCCAACAAUCAGCCAAUUGUCAUAUUUUCAGAAGCCCUGCUCAAAGUGCUGUGCAAAAUAGCAGGCAACAAAGGUCACCUCGUGUUAUUACGAUGCCAGGCAAUUGACAGGUGAGCUACCUGUCAAACUUGGCCUGUGCAGAGGGGGUCGGGGCGGGGAGAAUAACAAUCUGGUUCACCAGUCUGGAGUGGUUCCCCAUCCUUGUGGCAGAGAGAUGCCAUCCAUUGAUGCCCCCCCAUUAAUGAUACUUAGUAAGCAUAUCAACAAACUAAUAGUUCUAUUAGUAAGAAAGAUUUUUAAACUGUUUGAGCAGCCCAGGUUGUGAUGGAUGCCUCUUUAAAUUGCCACAUGCAAUUUUUUAAACACUUGCUUUAAUAUAUAUUUUUUAAAAUUUGCUAUGUAAUUAAUUUGUGACUUUCUUCAAAUAUAUAUAUUUUUAAAAAGAUUAACCUAAGUGAUAACCUGGACUGUAAUGUUUAAUCAAGUUAUUCAGUUAUUAGUGGGCACCACAAAUCUUAGUGGUGUUUUAAUUUAAAGCAGAAUGGGAUUUAUAUAUUGUUGAGCAUCCUAGUGAGUCUGGACUUGACUCUCUCUGAGUUUAAGGUUAUUCUUUAUUCUUUUAGUGCCUUUUAUCUAGAAGAACUUGGAAGCACCUAGAGACUUGGAAGCACAGUCACAUUGAGGCGACAUUGGAGGGUCUAAAUCUGCUAAAACCUAUUGGCUAACAGAUUUUCUGGAUCUGGCUGUUAUUAAUUGAUUUCACCCCAUGCAGAAAUCAGUGGUUUUUGAGGUAGAAAAGAGUAACACUUUAUAUCACUUUUGACACCAGAUAAUAUGAGGGCCUUGGGAUAUAUCUAGCUCUGUCUUCAGGUGAAAUUGGACUACUCCACCUUUUGAUACAGUAUUUGCCUUUAGUUCUAAAGAGAGGAACAUCCCACUUGCUCAGUCACCUACUAGGCUGAUCAAAGCACAGCAUGGUUUGACCUGUGCCUUUCUAUUUCAGUUCUUGUUUAAGAAUGAGGAAAAUAACUUUCAUUUGUGCCAUAAUCCUAUAUUUUAGUUACAAUUCUGUUCUUUGACUGCUGUUGCUUACAUAGCCAAAAUGACAACACAGAAGAGGGAGGUAUGAACAGAUUUGGGGAAACGAAGGUUUGCAGAAGCAUAAACAAAUCUUUAGAAAAAACCCUCAUCCCUUCUCCACCUCCCAAAACAAUCUAAUGAAGACCGAUGAUGCUCAAUGUCUAUGGAAUGCUGCCUGACUUGAGGAGUGAGGGAAAUUUGAAAACUGGAUUUGAGAGCUGCUCAGAGAGAUGAAAUAAAGAAAUCCAAUACAUUAGCUGAGAUUGAGUACUUGUGUACCCCCCCUCCAAAAAACAGCCCAAUGAGUCUUGUGCUUGCUCAGUACCCAUGGAAUGCCGAUUGACCAUAGAGAAGGAAAAAAUGGGUGGGAAGGGAAAUGGAAUGACUGGGAAAGGAGGGUCAAGGAAGAAACACAAAGAUGUAUGCUGUAGCAAUGGGUUUUCCUGCACCAGCAGGGAUUUGGACCAGAUGACCUUUGAGGUCUUUUCUAGCUUGAUGGUUCUAAAUAAAUAAAGGUUAUAGAAAACAGUCUCAUUGUUUGGGUAGGUCAUUUCCUGGUUCACAAUAAGAAGCUAUUUUUAAAUGUCUAUGGGAGAACUGCACAUAGAAAUCAAUGUAGAAAUCCAAGCUUUUAUUUUAGUUGGGAUCUGACAUCUGUGUGUCUAGUCCCCUCCAACCCCUCCCAUGAAGCGGGGAAAAGCCCUCAAACCAUUGAGGUCUAAGCAUACUUGGUGCAGAAUGUGAACUGACUGUGGGACAUGAUGGAGUGGCAGAAUGGAAUGGCUGAACAGAAGCACUCAACACUGCAGCAUUUUCGUUGCAGGAUUUUACUGGUGUCAAUGCAUGGGCAAUCCUUCCCUAGCCAUCCUAUGGCAGAUCUGCCUUGGUCCUUAUUUCUGAUAUAUCUGGCUCCUACAUAUUUUUCUUUACCACUUCGUCAGUUAGUUGUUCUCAGUUUUCCUUGAUGAGAUUUAUAUAGAAGCUAAUGGCUUUCCGUGUACCAUGGAUCUUCUCUGUAAAAUUCUUAUUACCUCUUACGCUUUAUACAGUCAGUCAGCAAGAUAUGGUAUCUGAAGAAGCGUGCAUGCACACGAAAGCUCAUACCCAUAACGAACUUAGUUGGCCUCUUAAGGUGCUACCCGAAGGAUUUUUUUCAUUUUGUUUCGACUACGGCAGCAAUACAAUACAUAAAAUGUGGAUUACCAUUCAAGAUUUCUUUGUAGUCACUGUAUGACUGAAUCAGAAUAGGUUUCCUUUUUGAGUCUUCAACCAGAUCACUUAGGUUUUAGUUGGAGGCAUGUUUUCUAAGGUGAGUGGCAGUUGUGUGUGUUGAUUUGAACCUCAAAUAAAUGUCAGACCAAACAAUGCAAUUAUGAAUUUAAGAUUGUUCUGAUAAUUCGCAUGGCCCUAAUACCCAGGAUCAUUAAGAAUAAUAGUAAUACCAAGUCCCAAAAUACAUACAAAACUACUGAUAAUUCCUACCAAAUGACAGAUCUGAAAGUUCACAUAAUUCACAUAUCCAGAAUCAAAUAUCCAAAUUCUGUGGCUAAGAUUCUUUGUCUGGCAUAAAGUUUUAAGUGAAUCCUGAGCAGUCUAUACGAGUCCCCACAUUAUAAAGUAAAAGCCAAUCUACAUGAAAAAAAUCUGAACAAAUAUAAAUCGCUUGCAGUUUUAAAAUCUUACAAACAAGGAGUCAAACAAAGGAAGCAAUCUCAAAAGAACUCAGGUCAGUCUAAAUCUGAUUUGGUGCCACUAAUUUUUUUAAGAUAUAUAUUUGGUAACAGAAAGGCUUAAAUGUUUUAAAAUUAGGUUUGCAGAAACAAAUCAGCAUAUAUUCUGUAAAUAAAUUAAAAGUGCCCUUUUGUCUGUUAAUAAACCAAGGGAAUAGAUCCAUUUCUCCUAUGUGCAAUAUGCAUUUAAUUAGCUGUUUCUGCAAUUUCUACUAUUGAUUUGGUAUAAAAUGGAUUGUCUUAAAAAUACUGUAUAUACUGAUAGUAUAUUACUUUAUAUUGUGGAUAAUGUUCUUUUCUGUAACAAAAGCUUUUCAUAAAUGUAGGAGUGUUGCUUACCACAAAGUCAACGCAGAGCAAUCCUGUGCAUGUUUUCUUGAAAGCAAGAUCCACUGGCUAUGAUUGUAUAGUCUCACAUCUCUGCUUAUGAAUGCAUAUGAAGGAGCCUUACGGUUGUGCAUGCACCCCCUUGUUAGAAAGCAUCUUAUUCUGAUUUGAACUUAUGGGUCACUUUUUAAAAAACCCAAAAAGUCACUCAAAGCAACUUAAAGCAUACAUUAAAAGCAACGUACAACUGAAAUGGAGUAAAAGCUAGGGAGUAAGACAUCCAAUCCACUGAAGGGGGGCACAGAUAAUUAAAAGUCAAAAGCCCAAUGGAAAAGAGUUUUUUGCCUGAUGCCUAAAAAUGGGUAAUGAUGGCACCAGGUGUGCUUCCCUGGGGGGAGAGUUCUGUAAAUGGGAAGCAACCGUUAAGAAGCCCAGUUCCCAUGUUGCUACCCUCUUCACUUCCCUCGGACAAGACACAUAGAGAAGGGCCUUAGAUUAUGAGCAUAGAGUCUGUGUUAGUUCAUGUGAGGAGAGGUGGCCCCUGAGGUAUUGGGGUCCUGUGCUGCAUAAGGGUUAACAGGUCAAAACUAGCAUCUUGAAUUGAUCCUGGAAACUAAUUAGAAGCCUGUGCAGUUGUGCUAGAACUGGUGUUACAUAUUUAGACUGUCUGGUCAGCAAUUUGGUUGCCAGAUUCUGCGCCCAUUGCAGUUUCUGAACAGUCUUCAAGGCAACCCAUACUUUGGCAAAAUAGGAAACCAUAGUUAACUGAAAACUUCCUAAUUUGUUUGCUGUCUUGCACAAAGUGGUUGCAUGUGUGUCCAGAAGUCUCAUUCAUAUUUCAGCAAUAUAUGAUAUAAAUAAUCCAAUUCUGGCCAUUGUGUUCAGUGGAGGUUACAGCUAGGAAUAUGUAAUAAGCAUUGUGGCCUUCCUAAGUGUAAAUGCUGCCACUGCACUCAUUGUUACAAAAAGAGCAAUGAAAACCACAUGAAAUGUCACUAUUCAACACGUUCAUGUAAUUGGUAGGGAUGAGCAGUUUUCAGUGCAUAAAGUCAUAAUGUCUCUUCAGUAAUGUAAUUUGAAUGAUCCAAUUGAAUCUCUGAGUCGUCAUACACUCCACAUUAAAUUAUUUUCUUACUCAUACCUGUUUUAUAUAUUAUAAAACUAUCAUUCAUUUUUAGGUUGAUAUUUUCUGUGAACUGCCCUGAGACCUCCGGGUAUAGGGCAAUAUAUAAAUUCAAUAAAAAUAAUAAUUCAAAAUUUAUUUGCACUCUUUUUCAUACUGAAUGUGACUGAAUGAAAAUAGGCUUUCCUCCUGUGUCUUGCUUGGGAUAGACGUUACUGUUGCCACUUUAAAACAGGUCACCUUAGAUUAUUCUCACGUUAGGAGACAUUUCAAGGAGUGGCACACAUCUCUGCUGGUCUUCACUAGCCUGGUUGCUUCCUCUGGAUUGCCUCAUGACUCUUAAAUCCUUCAAGUCAUUAAGAUAAAUAGCCAUGUAUCAUCUUGAGGUCUUAAAAGUGGUUUCUCCUAUCUGUGAGUGAUCUGUAUUUCUGCAGGCAAAGAAAGCAACCUGUUCGUCUCUUGUUUUCAGCGCCAAUUUAUGAAUGUUUACUUCGAAGAAAGUUCUACCAUGUUUUGGGGGCUUAACUCCCACCUAAGGCUGCAUAAGACGGUGGCCUAUAUUCUCUUGGACCGUUCAUUGAUACAGCUAGGUCUUCUCACCUUCUACUUCCAAAAUCAGCCAUGUCUCUCACAGAAACGUUCUAAAAUGUAUACACUGGCUACCAUCUUGUCCUGCUACCCAGCACGCUUGUCUGUACUUCUGAAAUCUUUUUAUUUGCCCAUGCAACCAUAAUUCUGCUCAUAUUUCCUGUUACCUCCUUGUGACAGUUGCUCCUUCAUUUCUGCCACCUGCAACUACCUGAAAGUUUCCUUUUGUCUUAAAUGGUGGUGGCAGGGAUGUGAAUUAUUUCAUUCUAAAUCAGUUGAGUCACAGGAGAGAAACAGAUUCUGGGAUUAUUGUUGCUGGAAGGGGUGGCUCGCUUUAACUCUUGCUGUCUUCCCCGAGACCCCUUGGCCAGGCAGUCUCAAUUUCUCCCUUACCUCAAGGCCAGAUUGACAGAAAGGAAACACAAAAGCAGGUGAAAUGCCCCUGAGGAUGCUGACUUAGCUGUUGAUUACGCACUUGGUUUUCCCUUGGAACAGUUGACUGCAAAAGUUCUGAUUUUAUGGUGACAUCUCGCUGCUUACUCUAAUUUUGUAUUUGGGGUAUGAAAAAGUAGACUCUUUCCAGCAGAGUACCCUCUUUUUGUUGUCUAGCUGUGUUUUAAAACAUGCUGUGCAGUGCAUAGUACUGGCCUCACUCUUGCUUCUUCAUUGCGCAUGUGGGCGGACAACACUUGGAAGUUGCAGUUGAGUCAAUUUUGAUAUUCCAAUCUCUCCACUUCCUUGGGCAUAAGUACCACUGAAGUCUGUAAGAAUUACUUUGGAGCAAACAUGCAUAAGAUCAUGUUAAGAACAUUUUUUUAAAUCAGUACAGUAAGAGUAGGAAGAAUGGGGACGCUCAGUGUUAGAGUGCACACUCUGCAUGCUUCUCAGUUUCGGUCCUUGGCGUCUUUGGUUAAAAAGAUUAAACAGCAGGUGAUGGGAAAGAUUUCUGCCUGUGGCCAUUAAAAACCACUGCCAGACAAAGUAGACCAGGGAAAGCCAAUAUGGCACCCUCCAGGUGUUUUGGAUUACAACCCAUUGGCUCCACCCACCGUGGCCGGUGAUCAUGGAUAAUGGUUGUAAGCCAACAUGAUACCUCCAGAUGCUGUGGACAUAGCUGGAGUAGGCAGUAUUGGGCAGAUGGGUUGGGGUCUGACUUGAAAAAAGGCAGCUUCAUAUAUGGGGUAGGAGAGAGAGAAAGUGAGAAAUAAUGUGAUAGCUGUUUGGAUUAUUAAGUUAACAGGGUUACAACAGAAGCUAUCAAAUGGGAUUUGUCUCCAGGGAGACAAUGUAUUCCCAAAUUAUGAUGAAAUUUGUGUUUUGAAAUAAUGUAUUUGUAUUUAGUUUGCAUGGAGUGCCAUUUCAUCACUACAGACUGUCACAUCAUCCAGCAACCAACUGUUUACACAGGCUUAGGACAGUUUUUGUUUAUAUUCAUUACUUGUUACAAUUUUCGCCUUCAUUAUUAACAUUUUGGAUUGUAUUUUCCUGAGCUUGGAAGAGGUCACUGUUUGCUUAUAUUACUCUAUGCAGGGUUGCUACAUAAUUAUUAAUACUUUCAAUAUAAGCAUGCUUACCGUAUUUUUCGCUCUAUAGGACGCACUUUUUCCCCUCCAAAAAUGAAGGGGAAAUCUGUGUGUGUCCUAUGGGGCGAAUGCAGGCUUUCGCUGAAGCCUGGAGAGCGAGAGGGGUCGGUGCGCACAAGGCUUGUGGGCAGCAGCCUGAAACCCACAAGCUCGGGGGAUAGCGGGGAGGCGGAGCGCCGCCACCCCGCUAUUCCCGGACCUGGUCUUGAGGCUGGCGGGGGGGGGGAGAGAAGCAAGCUUGCUUCCCCACAUCGCCAGCCCCACAAGCUCGGGGGACAGUGGGGCAAGCCGCUGCCCCACGGAGGCUAGAGAGGCUGUCCCUGAAGGCAGAAGAGGGAGACGGAGCACUCCGUCUCCCUCUUCUAGCUUGGGGAUGGCUGCGCAAACCUGGGGGGAAAUAAAUUUUUUCCCCUUGAUUUCCCCCCCCAAAAAACUAGGUGCGUCCUAUGGGCCGAUGCGUCCAGUAGGGCGAAAAAUAAGGUAUAUCAAAAACCUUUACAGUUCCUGAUGACUUCAAGGUUAUUCAUUGGUGGAAAUGAAAGGUGAUAUUCAACUAAGUUGUUACAUGCAUGGAAUGAUGUUUGCUUGCACGCCUGGGACUUCUUUCCUCUCGUCCCUCUAUCUGCCCCCUGUGCCCCCCGUUUGCUCUGGAAGGCUGGGGGAACCCACAGAAAAGGUUUAGGGGACAUUCAGCCUUAUGGGGGGGAGUCUUGUUGCACGAGUAGACCUCAUUAUGUGCAUGCAUUUAGUGUUAUGCUGAAUGCCACCCUUUAUUUUAAAAUUAGGGCUGCAGCUUUAAUUGAUGAAUCAAAAUGAUGAAUGAAAGUUCUUGACCCAAUUGUUUAAAAAAUUUAUUCUCCCAGUCCUCCGUUGAUGAUGCUUUUUUGAGGUGAGCUACUGUAGCCAGGCUACUGCGGGAGGCAGUGGAAGACAGAAGUGCCUGGCGUGCUCUGGUUCAUGGGGUCACGAAGAGUCGGACACGACUAAACAACAACAACACUGUAGCCAGGCAACCCCCCCCCCAAAUAAUCAUGAAAUGGGAGAUUGCAAGGGUCAUUAGGGCACUUUCCCAUUUCCUAUGGGAGGUGUGCCUGGAGGAGGAAGUUGAAUGUUAACUCACUUAUGCCUGCAGCCACGGGGUCUAAAAAGGAACAUAUGAACAAAGGUCCAUUUAGUCCAACGUUUUGUUCCUGCAGGGGCCAACCAGAUGUGUGUGGAAAGCCUGGAGGCAAGACAUGAGUGCACAAGCAUUCUUCCACUCCUAAUCUCCACUCCAGCCAUUGGUAUACAGAGCCAUAUAGUCUCCCAUAACGGUAGUCACUGAUGAUAGCUUUAUUCUCCAUGGAUUUGUCUAAACUUGUUUUAAAGCUGUCUAAUUUGGUGGCUGUCAUUGCAUGUUGUGCUAGUGAAUUCUAUACUAUGCUCUGUGUGAAGAAGUAUUUCUUUUUUUCUGCCCUCAAUCCUCCCACAUUUAGCUUCAUUGAAUGACCCUCAGUUCUAGUAUUAUUGAGAACAUUCUUCACUCUUCCCUUUCUCCACACCUUGCAGAGUUUUAUGCAUCUUUUAUUAUGCCCCCUCCCCAUUUACUCACAUCCCCCCCCCCAAACUAGAACCCCUCCAAAUGUAAUGUUACAGGAAUGUUUUCCCAGCUCCUUGAUAAUUUCAGUUGCCUUUUGCUGAACUUUCCCAACUUCGCAAUAGCCUUUUUUGAGCUGAGGCAGUAUAUAGUAUAUAGUAUUCCAAGCAUUAUGAUAUUGUCUGUUUCCAACGAUGGAGAGCAUUUGGUAUCGACCUUUGGAGCAGUGAGAUGUUUGCUGAUGGGAAAAGAAGGAGAAAGUGACAGUUUUGACUAAAAAAAAUCUGAUAAUGUGUGGAGAGGAAUAUCUGGUGACUGCCACUAUGUUGACCACCUGAGGUAGGAACCUUGUGUUCAGUACUGGAAAGGAACAGGAUUGCCCUUCCUUCUGGGGAUAUUGUUGCAAAAGUUUCUUUUUAAAAAUGCUACAGUAUGUGUUGGAUCAAGGGAACUCAUCACUAAGAGGGCUUAGGCAGAGAAAAUGUGGAGUAGACUUCUAAUUUCAAAACGCAGGGAAGGGACUUCUACGGUAUAUGUCUGCCAGUUAUGUCAAUGGUAGCAUCAAGAAGAAGCAUUUGAAACUACCAUAGCAUCCAUCCAGGGGUCUGCAAAUUUGGACCCUUUUUGUAUCAUAUUGGCUCAUCCUUUUCAGUUUUUCCUCCAAUGUGCUGGCAUUCUACAAAUAUAUGAGUGGGUUGAUAAAGCAGUUCAGUUCAGUCCAGUCCAGUCGUGUUGAUCAUAAUGAAAGAUCAAGAAACUAUAAAGUACUUGUGUGGCAGUGAUCACAUGUGUUUUACUGUUUGGCCUGACAUCAGCAUCAAGAAUAUUCAUGACAAUCAUGGUCACUCAUGAUACAAUAUGUAAGGAAGGGAUUCAUCUGUACUUCUAACUGGAUGUCAUCCUACUCAGGGCACUGUCAAUAAAAGGAGGCUUACUAUCUCUCCUCCCUGACAAUGAGCCACGUCAAGGGGACAGAGAACAUUCAGGUGGACUGGCUGAGCAGACCACUGCUAAUGCCUGGGCUGUAGCACCUCUGUAGACAGAUAUACAAGAAAAUGUGGCACAAAAUGAAGUGAAACCAUUCACAUCUGACUCAGACCACCAACUCAGAAGAUGCUUCAUCAGAUUCCCAUCCCACAUGGUGGAAGGGAUGGAUGCCUUUCAUCUGACCCCCUUACUUGCAAGUUUGCUAAAGAAAACAUGGCUGGAGAAGACAGAAUUCAUUCUAAUGGUACCUGCAAUGCCUCAGUGCCAUUUUAGCCAAGUCAGCUGUGGUUCUCAGAUAUAUUGUGUCUGGCCAUAGCGCUACCAUGGACUCUGCCAGCACAUCAGGAGCUGCUCAAACAUCCACUCAGUAUGGCUGAACUUGACCAUUUGGAAGACCACCGGGAAAAGACUCACAAAGGGGUGGAUUUCUGGACUAUAAUCCCAGCAUUUUUUGCCUCCCACAAACCAGUCACCCCUGUGGUUCUACCUGGGAGACCUUCUUAUGCUGGUAGAAGAAGAAACACAAAAGCUCUUCCAAAGUGCCACUACCAGAAAUUGUACUGUUCCUACAAGAUGGGUUCAAAUUGGGUCUCAAACCAAACAUGUUGAAAAGACAGGUUUCAGCAUUGUCCUCGAUCCUAUCUAGAUGUUCAUCGGCUCACAUCCUUACCUCAAGCAGUCCGUGAUACAACAUAGGUUCCCAACAUGGGAUCGACAUACUGUCAUGAUGGUCUUACAACACCUACUGUUCAAGCCCCUGAAGAAGGUGCCACUCUGAAUCCUAUUGUUCAAAGUGCUGUUCUUGGUUUCUGUGACCUCAGGAAGACUCAUGUCUGAACUUGGGACCUUGUCCAUCUUAAAAGAAUUGUGUAUAAUCUAUAGAGAUCUUGUAGUAUAAUGGACUGAUGUUAACCUUUAUACCAAAAGUUAACUCCACAUUCCACAGGACCUUAUAGAUCUGACAUCAUCAUCAUCAUUAUUAUUAAAAUUUGAAUACCCUGUUUCAUCUGAAGAUCACAAAGUGGUUCAUAACAUAAAAUACAAAAUGAAUACACAGCAAGCCUCUUCAUUCAUCCCUUUGUGGUAUACUGGAAUGCUAUUCCAUUUCAAAAAAAUGGAAAACUAUGAUUGCCAGCUUCAAGACAAGCAAAGAUCCUGGGGUUCCCCCCCCCCCAAUCAAGUAGACUAUAAGCAAACUGUGGUUUGAAAUUUGUUUUAAGAUUUGGGCUUGUUCCUCAAUUGUAGCCCAGACUUAGAAACUCAAAUAUAUAUGCUAGGUGCCAAAUGAUUCCUUAAGCAAGGGUAACAGUUGCAAAAAUGGAAUGCCUAGUUGCCAUUUUUGGGCAAGACAUUUUCAGUAUGACUUUUUGGUUUCUAAAAUUCAUUCUGAUUGUGCAGAUAAAAUAUAACUGAUAGAAUUCUCCCGAUGGUGGAGAUGUCAGGGGCCAUCCUGGUGACCAGGCUUCUUCACUUGGUCGCAAGUAGUUGAUAGCCAGAUGCGCACAGUGGGGGGGGCAGAGAGUAGGUGGGGGCGGGGCUGGCGCGCAUCCUGGGGGCGUGACGCGCCGCCCGCAGGGGCGUGGCACGUCGCCUGCAGGGGCAUGGCACCCAGUGCGUGGGGCGGGUCAGCCUCAAUGGCACCCCACUGGGAUCGCGCUGCCGGGGGCGGUGUGCUCCCCCUGCACUCCUCUUCCUCUGCCAGUGGAUGCACAUCCGCCUGGCGCCUGGCUAAUUCCUAACACUGCUGUAGCCACAUUUCCCCAUAGACAAGCAUAGAAUUAUUAAUAAUUAGAAUAUCCCUGGUUUAAUCAUAGUUUGCCUGAAGAGCAAAAGCCUUGUUCAUCUUGUGGAUUAUUAAGAUAUGGUUGUCUCAAUGAAGCCAUAGUCAUUUUUUAUAUAUAUAUAUAUAUAUAUAUAUUUAUAAGAUAUUUAUUAAGAUUUUCAGAAUAUUACAAGACAAAAAAAGAAAAAAAGAAAAAUACAAAAUAAAAACAGUUAAAAACAAUUCAUUCCUUCCGUUACUUAGCCUUCAUUUGCUUAUUUCCAGGACCUCCUCACACCUCCCUUUUUUGUAUUCCAAUUCAGUUAUUAGUUCAACAAAUCCCUCCCCUCUUUAUGUAUCCUAAUCGUUAAUCAUAAAAUAUUUGUAAUUUUAGAUUUUUACCUAUUAAUAAACCAUUUUUUUUCAUAUUCCCUUAUAACAUUUCGGCUAAAGACCACUUAGUUUCUAUCCGACAUCAUUCUAACAUUCAUUAAUUUUGCAAUAUUUCUGUAAAUAGUCUUUAAACUUUUUCCAAUCUUCUUCCAUCGAGUCUUCUCCCUGGUCUCGGAUUCUGCCAGUCAUUUCCGCCAAUUCCAUAUAGUCCAUCACCUUCAUCUGCCAUUCUUCCAAGGUGGGUAGAUCUUGUGUCUUCCAAUACUUUGCAAUGAGAAUUCUUGCUGCUGUAGUAGCAUACAUAAAAAAAGUUCUGUCCUUCUUUGGCACCAAUUGGUCGACUAUGCCCAGGAGAAAGGCCUCUGGUUUCUUCAAGAAGGUAUAUUUAAAUACCUUUUUCAAUUCGUUAUAUAUCAUCUCCCAGAAAGCCUUGAUCCUUGGGCAUGUCCACCAAAGGUGAAAGAAUGUACCUUCAUUUUCUUUACAUUUCCAACAUUUAUUAUCGGGCAAAUGGUAGAUUUUUGCAAGCUUGACUGGUGUCAUGUACCACCUGUAUAUCAUUUUCAUAAUAUUCUCUCUUAAGGCAUUACAUGCCGUAAAUUUCAUACCUGUGGUCCACAACUGUUCCCAGUCAGCAAACAUAAUAUUAUGUCCAAGAUCUUGUGCCCAUUUAAUCAUAGCAGAUUUCACCAUUUCAUCCUGAGUAUUCCAUUUCAACAGCAAGUUAUACAUUUUUGACAAAAUCUUAGUUUUGGGUUCUAACAGUUCUGUUUCCAAUUUUGAUUUUUCCACCUGGAAACCAAUUUUCUUAUCCAAAUUAUAUGCCUCCAUUAUCUGAUAAUAAUGAAGCCAGUCUCGCACUUUGUCUUUUAAUUUCUCAAAAUUCUGCAAUUUCAGUUUGUCUCCUUCCUGUUCCAAAAUUUCCCAAUAUUUCGGCCAUUUGGCCUCCAUAUUGAGCCUUUUCUGAGCCUUUGCUUCCAUCGGUGACAACCACCUUGGGGUUUUGUUUUCAAGUAAGUCCUUAUAUCUUAUCCAGACAUUUAACAAUGCUUUCCUGACAAUAUGGUUUUUAAAUGCUUUAUGUGCUUUAACCUUGUCAUACCACAAAUAUGCAUGCCACCCAAAAACAUUAUUAAAACCUUCUAAAUCCAAAAUGUCAGUGUUCUCAAGAAGCAGCCAUUCUUUCAACCAGCAGAAUGCUGCUGAUUCAUAAUAAAGUUUAAGGUCUGGCAGGGCAAAUCCACCUCUAUCCUUUGCAUCGGUUAAUAUUUUAAAUUUUAUUCUGGGCUUCUUGCCCUGCCAGACAAAUCUAGAAAUGUCUCUCUGCCACUUCUUGAAACAGUCCAUCUUGUCCAAGAUUUGCAAUGAUUGAAACAGAAAUAACAUUCUUGGCAAUACAUUCAUCUUUAUAACAGCAAUUCGUCCUAACAAGGAAAGCUUCAGGUUUGACCAUAUCUCUAAAUCCUUUUUCACUUCUGACCAACAUUUCUCAUAAUUGUCUUUAAAUAGGUUUAAAUUCUUAGCAGUCAUGUUAACCCCCAAGUAUUUUACUUUCUUAACCAAUGUUAAACCUGUCUCCUUCUGAAACCUCUCUUUCUCAAUCGGUGUUAAAUUUUUCUCAAGCACCUUAGUUUUUAACUUGUUCAACUUAAAUCCUGCCACAUGACCAAAUUCCUGAAUCAAUUCUAAUACUCUUUUAGUACUAGAUUCUGGCUCCUGUAACGUCAAUACUAAAUCAUCUGCAAAAGCUUUCAAUUUGUACUGUUUAGCUCCGACCUGUAUACCUUUAAUCAGACGGUCCCUUCUGAUCAUAUUUAGCAAAACCUCCAGGACCGAAAUAAACAGCAAUGGGGAAAUUGGGCAGCCUUGUCGUGUCCCUUUAUCUUAAAUUCCUCUGUCACCACAUUGUUAACUAUUAGUUUAGCCUUUUGUUCUGAGUAAAUUGCACUUAUACCAUUUUCAAACCAUUUUAUAAUCUAUGCUGUUUGCAACAGUUUACUUCACAUAAGAAGUGAGUUUUGUUUAGGGAUUUUGUUCUGUAUUUAGCCUGUAAAAGAUGUCAGAAUGUCUCAUAAAGUAUGAUCUGAGAAUAACUGAUCUAUAUAGAUUUGAAUCUGAGGAAGUGUAAAACCAACUGCCUUCACUAAAGUGGUUAAUUUUGAAUAGUGAAAUUGCGUGAGUGUGGCCUGAAUGGCAGGAAUAGGCUGACCCUACAAUUUUAGGGUCUGUUUUUUCUCCCUUUCUGGAAUUCCCAUGAUCCAUUGAUUGGCAUGUAUUUAAAUUUACAAAGCAAAAUUUUUUAAGAUUUCCUCACAGUUAAAACAUAAAUUGAUCCUGAAUAUUCAUUCAGACCAAAGCCAAUCUAGUCCAUCUUUUCUCCCACAGUGGCCAGUUAGGUGCUUUUGAGAAGUUCACAAACAGGAUUUAAUGUUAAUAGCACUCCCCUACUGUUUAUGUCUGGUGUCUGUUAUUGAGGUUCCAUUUGGGGCUAUUAUUGCUAUCAAUAGCCAUUGGUAGGCAUAUUCAGUAAGGAAAAGCAAUUUUUUGAAGUAAUCUUAGGGCUAGAAACACAUUCUGUUCAUCAUGAGCCUCUUCUUCCUUCCAACUCCAAAAUGGAAAUGUGGGGGAGGUUUGUUGAGCCCUGUAGUAUUCUGCCUCCCAACUGUUGAAGCAAAGGAAAAGCAGUUCACUGUCAGCAUAUGACAAUAACAACUGCAAGAAGGAAGGAAUGUGGUGCUUAUGCGUUGUUUUGUAAGUGUCCCAGCAACCAGCAUGCACUAGACCUGGAGUCCCCACCACAAUGGCAGCAGAAACUGCACUAUCAUAAACAUCUCCCUUGGCACCAAGGCCCUCUGCUUUUCCUAAUUUUAAAAAAUGUAGAUGCUUAUUUCUGCAUGGAGCUGAGUAUGUGCCCAACUAACCAUGUUGGGUUAAGCACCUGCUCAUAUAUCUCUGGCACUGAAAUCAACAGGUCUUAAACAUGCUUAACUUUAGCUUGAUAAUGUCCCAAGUUUGUAGCCAGUUCUAUUAGAACUGUCUUUCUUAAAUGGAAUGAGAAGGCAUGUGUGUAGAUAAUCCUAGCUACUGAAAAGUGGUUGUGUUACUAAUUAGGCAGAAUGCCUGUCCAUAUUACUGGACAGUGCUGCAUAAACAUAAACCUGCAUGUCCACAUGCUAAGUAUCUUGAUAAUACUUUUUUGUGAACUGAAAAUAAUUGCUUUGGGAUCUGCCAAGAAUACCUAAAAAGUCUGGAAAACCCUUGGUUGCUGAUAACCUAUUGUAAUGGUUCUAGGGGUUGCUCGUGCGUAAGCCAGUGCAAACACCUGGCUGGAUUGCCUGAGUGAACCUUUUCUGUCCGGACAGCCACUCACUCGUGGCUGUCUCAAUCGUUGGCAGAAUCCGUCAGUGGGCGUUUCUUAAACUUCUUCCAGCAAAGAAGCUCUUUGACGCCUAGUUGCCUCCUACUCUCUCUGCGCGGAACCCUUCUGCGCAAGGAGGGCGUAGGCAGCGGAGGACCUCUACUCUCCCCACUCGUCCCCGGCAAGGAGUCAUGGGACCGCCUCGCCGCUUCCCCCAUCUGCCCCCCUUCUCCACUGGUGCUACGCUGAUUCUCUUCCCCAGAGGAUGGGCUGCCUCUCCCAAUCCCGGGACGCUCUCCGGAAUCCCUCUGGAUUUUGCUCUCUCCCUCCGGCACUGAUGGCAGUUCCCUGACACCUAUGUACAAAUACUUUUUAAUAUAUUGUCAGGAUGCUUUUUUCUGGUGUGUGUGCUGUGCAAUACUUGGGAAGCCCAAGAAUCUCAAUGAUACUGUGUAGUCAAUGUGCGUGAAAGAGGAAAAAGAAAAUUUUGUUUUAGAGCAAGGUUAGGAAACAUGAUCCGGCCAGUGAGCGAGAUGCUUACCUCUCCUUUCACAUGCAGGCCACCUGUAAAUCACUUGACAUCAUUGCAUAAUCUGUUAAAAGUUCAAAGGAGUUUUGUACAAUUGUCAAUCUGUUGUUUGGUGGUUAUAGCAACCCCCUUUGAAGCUGUGCUUUCAGCACCAGUCAUCUGUAGGCCUGGGCGAAAUAUCGAUAUAUUGUCCAAAACCGGUUUGAAGUCCAUUUCGUGAUAUCUGUUUCAUAAUUUUUGACCUGGCAAUAUAUCGUGAAUCAUGGUAUGUGACUGUGUGCCAUGCAAAAAAUACAGUGGGAAAAAUGUUGAAGCCAGCCAAAGCUUCUCUUGAUUCCUGCAGCCCCUGUUAACUCUGCCGACUCAGCUCUCCCCUGCCUCAUGCAGGGGGCAGUGAAUCACAAGAACAAGUGCUGGCAAAAAUCACAAUGCAGGAGAAACCUUGAAGUCAGCCAAUGCCUCUACAUCCUUAUUUUGGACAUCAUGAUAUGUUGGUAUAUCACGAUGUUUAACUGAUGGUAUAUCACAAUGUUGAAAACCAGAUACCGCCCAGCCGGGAGCGCACUUUCAAAGAGGGUCCCUGUAAACGUCAGUUAGCUCAUCCUUGGUUAAAGAGAGAUGUAAUGAGUCCCUAGGACACUUCCUGGAGAUGGUGGUCUGAUGCAGAGGAGGAAUGGGGUGGUUUUGGGGGAGUCUGAUCUGGCGAGAGCUCUAGUGGGUAGGGGUUUAUGGUUAUGGCCACCAAGACAUGGAUGAUGUAGGGGAAGGUCCUAGUGGCAUUGGAUGGGGGGAGAUUUGGAUCUCCAGGAGGGCUUGAAUGAAUUAUCUGUGGGUCUUCUGGGUGCUUCUGUACCUGCGAGAGAACUGGCUAGAGAGCCCUUUCCUUUCAGGGAGAAGCCUUCCCCCUAGGAGAGGUACCUAGGUAGUUAAGCUACUUUUGGCAUCUCAAUCUCAAAGGACACAGUGACGCCAGUAGUGGUGCAAGCUGACACUGCAUGUUUGGCCAACUCAGAGGAGUGCCUAGCCGGCACAGUGUGGAGUGUACGUUGCUUGUUGAAUCAGCAGCUUAGCAAUGCCUGGUCAUAUAACUUAAAGCUCUGUUGUGCCUUAUUUUGUCACCUGUAGACCUAUGUUUGGGCAGUGUGCUGAAUUCCUGAAUAAAACCUGGUUGUGGUGAAAGCUCAAGUUCUGAAUUUGAUGAGUGGAGCCAGGACAGGAGGCGCCUUAAAGUAUCUGCAGGGGGGGGGAGAGAAUGUUCCUAAAAUGGAGCAUUUUUGCCUUUCUGGAAAAAACUUCAUAUAGCUUCCUCUGGAAAGAAAAGAAAACCCUCAUUUUUUCUUUCUUUCCAGGGGAAGCUGUUUGCAUUCAAAGCAUUGGAGGAAGCACUUUGAAUACAAACUGCUUUCUGUGCAGCUGAUCUCAGAUGAUGGUUGGGAUUUCAGCUGUGCAAGGUUCUUUUCAGGCUCCUACUAUCAGCUGAUCCUUGGUGCCUGCAGAGAGUCUUUGAAGCACUGACAAUCAGCUGAUAGUUGAGGCUUCAAAGUUCUCUGCAAAUCCCUUUUGACACAGCUGCAACUUUGCCUGCCCCAGUGGUUUUAGUAGGCGUAACUCAAAUAUGUUGGAGAAAUUGCAGUCAUAAAGGUGCAUACUGUGGUAGGAUUAGGAAAGCUUGUUAGUGGCAUGCUGUCUGUUAGAGGUUUCUCAGAAAAUAGUUCAGAUAUUGAAAUAAAACAUUGAGCUUACCCCUCAAUUAUGUCUAUUAAGUAUAUAUGAGCAUAGCAAUUCAGACAUUAAGAGAGUUACUAAUAUUUCUAAUAGCAUCCUACCGAUAGUUCAAAAAUAGAAGAAUAUGGAAUGCCUGGACUUGUCAAUGUUGUAUCACAAUGUAUGGGAUGUAGCCAUUGUGGACAAACUAACACAUCAGUUAUGAGUAGUUGGGAGCAAGGAAACUCUAGAUUAGUUUUUUGCUAUUUUCACACCACACCAAACAAUAAUAUGCCCCUUCCUCGGUGAAAACUUGAUCUGGAUGUUGCAUUAAGUGUCUUUUAAGAAACAGAUACUCAGGACUCUUUCAUAAUACAGUUUCUCCUUGUUUCCAGGACCAGCGGGUCUGGACGGAGCAGGGCCGGAGAUGAGUGAUUAGUGAAUUAUAAACAUUUUUAUUUGAAUGUAUGAGGAAUGGAUAUUUUGUACCUAUACUGUAUGCAUAUUGUUGAUUUUAUGCUUUAUUAGGUGGCAACAUGUCCACCAUCUUUGUCUGUUUUUUAAAAUGUAGAUUUAUUAAUAAAAUUGGGAAAUGACUUAGGAAAUAAAGUGGAAAAGAAAAUUAAAUACUUAGGAGUUUGGAUUGCAUCUAAAAAUCUGAACUUAUUUCAAGAUAACUAUAAAAGUGUGUGGACCGAAAUUAAAAAAGACUUUAAAAAAUGGGAGCAAAUGAAUCUGUCAUUUUUGGGUAGAAUAUCUGUAAUUAAAAUGAAUGUUCUCUCCAAAAUGAUAUUUUUAUUUCAAUCAUUACCGGUAAUAUCCAACUCCAAUUGCUUUACACAAUGGAAAAAAGACAUACUAAACUUUCUAUGGCAAAAGAAAAUAACAAAGAUUAAAUAUAAAAUACUAACAGAUGAAAAACAUGAAGGGGGGGGUUUGCUUUCCCAGAUUUGAAAUUAUAUUAUGAAGCAACCUGUUUAAGAUGGAUGAAAGAGUGGAUCAAAUUGAAGGGUGUAAAUAUACUGGUGCUGAUCUGAUCUAUGGGUGGCACGUGUAUAAAGGUAAAGGACCCCUGACCAUUAGGUGCAGUCAUGACUGACUCUGGGGUUGCGGCGCUCAUCUUGCUUUAUUGGCGGACCGGUCAUGUACAGCUUCUGGGUCAUGUGGCCAGCAUGACUAAGCCGCUUCUGGCGAACCAGAGCAGCGCAUGGAAACGCUGUUUACCUUCCCGCUGGAGCGGUACCUAUUUAUCUACUUGCACUUUGACGUGCUUUCGAACUGCUAGGUUGGCAGGAGCAGGGACUGAGCAACGGGAGCUCACUUCGUCGUGGGGAUUUGAACCGCCGACCUUCUGAUCGGCAAGCCCUAGGCUCUGUGGCUUAACCCACAGCGACACCCACAUCCCUAUCUCUGGUAUAAGAAAACUAGGGUUCACAAGGGAUUUUUAAAUCAUGUGUCUGUCUAAGGUCUGGAUGAGGCAUAAAUAUAUUUUAGAAAGUAACACUCCUGGUUGGUGAAAGCGGUUGCAGUAAAAAAGGAUAAAUAUGGAUAUGAUCUGGGAAAUGGACAAAGACCUUCUUGAAUAUAAAAUGGCAACAUAAAACUAAGAGAUACGGAGGAGGUGUCAAAAUUGGAUACUACUGGUUUCAAUACUUCCAAACAAAGCAGAUUUUUAAAAAAGAUGAAAACGAUUUGUACAAGAAGAAUCAAAAUGUGAAAAAGUGAUUUUAGGGUCUAACAAAAAAAAAAAUCUCUAAAAUAUAUAAACUAUUGCUAGAAAGGGAGACUAAAGAUGAACUUAUAAAGGAGGCAAUAACAAAAUGGGCUAUUGAUAUUAGGCAUAUUAUUGAAAUUGCUGAGUGGGGAAAAAUAUGGAAUUCAAUAAUGAACUCUGCAUGAUUAUAUAAAAGAAAAUAUGCCAAAAAAAUACAAUAUAGAUGGUAUUUGACACCAAUCAAACUGACUAUAGUGUAUAAAAGAAGCUCAAAACUAUGCUGUAAAUGUCUAGAAGUAGAGGGUACAUUUAUUCAUUUAUGGUGUAAAUGUAAAUGAGCAAAUGAAUUUUGGGAGAUGGUGUACAACAAGUUAAAAAAUAUAUUUAAAUUCACAUUUCCCAAGAAACCGGAAGCACUCCCUCUAGGCAUACUUGGGAAUGAGUUACCAAAGAAGGCUCACAGCCUAUUUCUAUAUGCAGCAACAGCUGUGAGGAUAGUAUAGGCAAGAUACUGGAAACAAAGAGAGACCCCAGGGAAAGAACAAUGGCUAAAUAAAUUAACUGAAUAUGCAGAGCUUGCCAGUAUGACAUCCAAAAUAAGAAAUCAAGAUGACAAAAAGAUGAGGAGUGAGUGAGAAUAUCUAGGGGAAUAUUUACAAAAAAAAUGUCCUCAAAUAUAAAUUCCAGGUAGGGGAUACUUUGUGACCAACAGUAGACAAUAUAAAAGAUACUAAAGUGUGGAAAAUAAGAUGAAAGAAUUGAUGCAUAUGCAGCUGAGCAAGAAUUAAAAAGAACUGUCAUGGAAUGCUGAGUGGGACGUCGAAAAGAACUACUGUAUAAGAAUGGAAAAUGGUGUAAUUGUAAAACUGAAAACAAAAAAAGGAUGAGUUCUUUCCAGCACAGAGUUUCUGUUUGAGUGCUUCUGCAAUGUUAACCUUUCAGUAUUGAUUUUAUUUUUUCAGUGCUCUGCAUAUUUAAAAGAAUAUGUUUCUCAAAGAAGCAACCCAGUUGAGUUCAGGUUAUUUUCAUAGUUGGCCAAUAUACUCUGUUGUAACUAACACUGAAAAACAAUAAGGGAGCCCAAAUCUUACUGAUAUUCUGCCAAAUAUAAUGUAAGAACUUUUGUCUUUUUGUGUUCUUAACCCUGAUGCUACCAAUAACCUGAAUGCCAAAUCUUCAAAGUCUUCAGAGAGAAGAAGCUAAAAGGAGAACUGGAUAGGAAUGCUUUUAUCUGCAGAAAAGUAGAAAUGUGUUACAGUGGGCAUCAUGUGUCCCAGAUCUCUGACUUUGCACAGCAAUGUCCUUUUUUUAUCAGGAUCUCACCUGAAUAGCACUUUACAGGUUUUAGCCAGAUACUCAAGAUUUAUUGCAGUAGUUUCAGUAAAAUCAGUAGAUCAAUAUUCAUUGGAACAGUAUAAGCAAUAAUAAAUAUGCCAGCUUAUAUUUCUCCAUCUUAUGAAAAUAGAAAACUGCAAAAAUAAAAUAUAUAUAUUGUGGAACAAAUAAGUAGUUGGAAUACUCUUUUUAAUAAGGAAAAAAGCUAUCUCUCAUAACACAGUUUUCUAUAUGGACAUAUACCUUGUGUGAUAUUUUCUUUUGUAAUAGAUUUUUCCAUAUUAACUGUCUCACUUUUUGUAUAUUCCAGGAGACAAAGAUGGCAGCAAAGUGACCACAGUGGUAGCAACUCCUGGACAGGGUCCAGACAGGCCUCAAGAAGUUAGUUACACAGACACCAAAGUGAUUGGAAAUGGAUCUUUUGGUGUUGUAUAUCAAGCCAAACUCUGUGAUUCAGGAGAACUGGUUGCCAUUAAGAAAGUUCUGCAAGACAAGAGGUUUAAGGUAAGAAGUAAGAAAAGUUAAGAACAUUCAUGCCACUACUUAUUCUGUUCUUAUGAGUCAGUCCUUGAUGAAUGAUGUUUCCCUAGGGAGUAUAUUGUGAGCAUUGACACUGUAGUCUUAUGAUUGUAUUUUUGUGCAGGAUAUAUAGGAAGGAAGCUGGAAAUUCUGCCUUUGAACUGUAAUGCAUUUCUUUUGACCUUGUAGUGAUGUGAUGACAUCUCAACAAUCAGGUGGAAAGAAAACUACUUUCUUAGUCAUUUCAUUUUUAAAACUUCAAAUUUUUCCAAUAUAUUAAGGUUGGACUGCUUCCUUUAGGCAUGCUCACCCCUGGGUAGUUGGAGAUUUCCCCUGGGGCAGUCUAUUUCUUGCUGGGAGGGUGUCUGGAUGAACCAGCAGAAUGUGAUUCUAUUGUGCCCAGUCUUUUUAUCUGUUGCCACCAGACACUUCUCCCAUCGAGAAAUUGGAGAUUGCUCCAGCAUCUCUGAUCAGCAGUGGCUAAAGGACUCAACAGCUCCCUCACUAUGCCAGCCUUCAGACCAACUACCAAGUAAUAAUACAUUGAGCCAGUGGGAGAUUUGCCCCUGUCACUGCUUCCCAGGGAUGGAUGAGAAUCUGGCUUUACAUAGAAGCAGCUGAGUCACUCAACUGCUUAUGAACCACACAGCUGGUGCAGUACACCUCUGCUGAGCAGAUCAGCCUCCAUCCAAGUCAAUAACAGGGAUGAGCCCCAUGACGCAGAGUGAAGCAACACGGAGGCAUUUAAAUUUCUGGUGAUACUGCUGCACAGGGAAGGGGCAAGAAAAAGAUGGUGGUUUCAGUCAAAGUUCCUGACCCCUUAUAGCUCACCUGGUCCUUAGAAAGGGAUCAGAACCAGCUAUUAACUGGCCAAAAGAGUGUGAAGGGACAAAGGGAACCUGGGCUUUAGCUUACAACUCAGUGCUUUCCCCAGGCAUCCUGAGUGACAGAAGUAAGGACCUGGACAACUCAUACACCUACAAACAGAAGACCAAAGUUUGGGAUUCACUAUGUCCUUAACCCUUCACUUAUUAGAAAAUAAGCUUCAUUGGUGUGCGGGGUCUGGAAGAGUCUUGGUCACUUCCUGAAGUAAAGGAGGGACAAAAAGAUUCAGUGGGGGGGAAUCAGGCUCUGCGAUGUAAUAUGAGCAAUCAAAAUUAAAAUUAACUCCAAGCAAGAAUAGACUGUUUUGUAUUUUAUUGUGGGGUGCUGUAGGGUUUUAUUGUGGAGGGUUUUGAGGUCUGCCUCCUCUCCUUGCUUGACCCAACAACCUCCAAAGCAAAUACCAUAUUUUUCGCUCCAUAAGACACACUUUUUCCCUCCUAAAAAGUAAGGGGAAAUGCCUGUGCGUCUUAUGGAGCGAAUGUGUGUUCCCUGGAGCCGCAUUGCCCAGGGGCGAAAAGCAGGUCUUGCUUUUUUUUUUUUUUUUAAAGAGGGAAGGGGGGUGUUGAAAGGAAGCUGCUGAGCAGCUGAUCGGCAAGCGAUCAGGAUGGAGAUAAGGCUGCGGGUAAAGGAGGUUGCCGGGGGGGGGGGCGUAAAGACCGCAAACUUGCAAGGAGAGGAGACAGGAAUACUAAAACAAGCAACGAGGAGAGAAAUUAGAAGAAAAGGAGGAGCAAAAAACUGCUCCAGCUAAGGAAGAGAUGCUAAAGCAAACAAGAGGGAAGGGGGUGUUGAAACGAAGCCACUGAGCAGCUGAUCGGCAAGCGAUCAGAAGGGAGAUAAGGGAUGUUAGCGAUAAAGGAGGCUGCCUGGGAGGGGGGGAGGUAACAGCUCGUGGAUCCUCGGGAUUUUUGCAUUGGGUCACCUCAAAUUCACUAUCAGAUCACAUAUCAUGUCCAUGGCUACAGCCUGCACCAAAAAAACCAUGCAUCCACUGUUUCAUGGGGCCACAGUGGUGCAAAAAUGUGGUUACAAAGCACAGAUCCAGAUGGAUUCUCAGGAUUUUUGCAUUGGGUCACCCCAAAUUCACCAUCAGAUCACAUAUCAUGUCUGUGGCCACAGCAUUAACCACAAAAAUCACACAUCCACUGUUCACUCAGAAUUUUUUUUUUCCUUGUUUUCCUCCUCUAAAAACUAGGUGCAUCUUAUGGUCAGGUGUGUCUUAUGGAGUGAAAAAUACGGUACCAGGUUCAGGAGAGAUGUUUUCUUUGGAACUGCAACAGAGGAGGAAAUCCCUUCUUGGUUUCUGCUCAGAUCCUGUUAAUUAUCAGCCUUCCUUGGCUUUGAAGUUUGCGUUUAAAAAACCAAUCCUGUAGGCUAGAUAGGAAGAUGUGUUUAAUGUUACAUGUAAUUUGGCCCUGAAGUGGAUUUGAAAAUUAUUUGUUGAAAGAGAUCAGGGAAGUGGGAUACAUGGAAUUAUUCUCAUUUUAUCCUUGUACAGCCAUAUGAAGUAGGCUAAUCUGCAUGAUAAUGACUUGUUCAAAGCUACUGAGCUACCUUCAUAGUUAAGCAGGGAUUUAAACCUAGGUUCUCCUGAGGCCCAAAUGAACAGUCUAAUAGCUAUUUUACUAUUCUGGCUCACUAAUAUGGGUUCCGAAAGUUUCAUCUGAUGACCAGCGUACAUGCAGACUCAAGUAAAUGUGUUGUUGCAUGGAGUACCAAGAAGAUAUUGAGGAACCAGCUUACUUUAAUUGGAAUUGACCUAGUUGUGUCCAUUUGAUUGUCUACCAAACACAUAUGAAUAUUUUUUAUAAAUGGAGGUAGUGUGGAAUGUUCUUCUGACUGAUACUUUUGCUCAGGUCCAGGUUGUUCCUGGAAGUGGGCUUUGUGAAGGUACUUCUUUUUUAACCGUCUGAAAUGUUAAUUAGCUAUAACUAGUUUAAAUGGGCUAAGAGAGAGUAAUAGGUCUCUGAAAUGGAAGGAUGAGCUGGUGCAGAGAAACAGCCUGAAAAAUAAGUAACAGGUAAUCUUUUUAUGUCAAGAGACACCUUUUUGCUUUUGAAUUUGGAAGUAAGGAUAUUGCUUUGGAGCAGGAGAGAGUCCUCUAAUGUUGGGCUUUAAGGCUUUAGGAAUAGCUUUAACUUGCCUAUCUGCCCCCAAACUAAAGCUGGGGUCCCUAGAUAGAUACUCAAAGGUAUCGUGGUGCCCACCAAAGCCUUGUGCCCCUUCAGUUUUUAAAUUUUAUUUGUGUGUUUUGGUUGGGGUUGUUUGCUUGUUCCAUGGAUUUGGCCUGUUGUAUUUUUUUCUGUGAUGGUGGUGGGGGUCCCUGAGUACACCAGUCUUUUCUGUAAAAUUGGUGCUUCACUGUUGUGAACUUUCCUUAGAUUUUCAAAUGUGCCCUCAGGCCCCCCACAGUGGUAGAGUCCUGAACUAGAGAAUGACAGAGAUUGUAGACUGAGUUUUACUGUCCCAGAGUCAAUGCUAGUUUCGGGUGUAGCCUUACUUCUGUAGUGAAUUAAAGUGCAAAAUUAGAUGAAUUAUGCACAAUGGUGUGUGACACUGUCUAAGAUUCAUAAGCUUUUCUGAAAAGCAAAAUAUAGGUUAGCCAUGCUGAAAUGUUCUUGAAUCCUUUCCUCAUGCCUUCCACAUACUAACGUAGUUUGACAAAUGGAGCACAGUGGGCAGUUACUAGAAAGAAUUCCUUUUUAGUAGUCACACCCCAGUUGUGGAAUGCCUUCAUCAGAUACGAUCACUUGACACUUACUUGGGGGGUCUGUUCAGUGCCAGAGAAAUACCAUUUUAGUUCCCCAGACCAUUUAGUCUUAAUUAUUUUAGUGUGUUUAAAAUUCUUUGCACUAAUGUAAUAUUCUGUUUGGUUCUGUCUCAUUUUUCAUGUUUCUAUUUUACUUCUUGAAGUUUUCGGUUUUUACAGUUAACUGUCCAGAAAAACUUGGUUAUUGGGAAGUAUAUAAAUAUUGUAAAUAAACGAUUGUGUUUUAAUGAGAGAUAAUUUAUAACAAAACAAAUGAGUUUAAACUCUUACGUAUGAAAUUAAUCUCCCUGCUGAAAUAUGAGGAGCUUCACUGGCAUACUGCUGACUUGUGAAGACCCACCUGUUUAGAGAAGCAUUACCCUCAAUUCCUGGCUUGAUCUAUUUGUUGUAAUUUCUGUUUUAACUGUUACUCUAUUUUAAUUGUCUUAAAAUGUACCAUUCUAAAUGUUUCGAUAAAAUUAUAUUACUGUUAAUAUUAAUAAUAUAUUUUUAUACUUGGCUGUAUACUUGCAAACCAUUUAGAAGCCAUUUUGACAAGUGAGCAGUAUAUAAAUAAAUUAAUGCAAAGAUUGUGUGCCUUUGUAAUAUCUGCCAAAUAUUAUUCUCUUUUUCAGAAUCGAGAGCUUCAAAUCAUGAGAAAGCUCGAUCAUUGUAACAUUGUCAGAUUGCGCUAUUUCUUUUACUCCAGUGGAGAGAAGGUACGUUUUGAGAGGCAUGCAGGAAGCAAAUCAUUUGGGUUUGUGAGAUGGUAGCAGCUGAGCAGUGGAAUCAGCAGUUGCUGGCAAACUUCAGGCAGUUGUGCAUCCUCCUCCUCCUCAUUCUUGUCACCAUCCUACAAAAGUAGCCCUCAAAGUCAGAAGGUGGAGGAGUGAACCAGCAGUGGCAAGGAGGAGGAAUUUAAUGAGAACUUGAGCUGGCAUCUUCAGCACCCUCUUCUGGACAGGGAGACCACAUUAAUAGAAUCUUUUAUAAAGAAAGUAAGAGAAAGAUAUAGAGAAGCUAAAUCAGAUGAAUAAUUGGUUAGAGAGACUCUGGUCAGGAGCUGUAGCAUGUGGCAGGGUGGGGCAGUAGUGCUCAUCUGAUCUUUGGUUGCCCACAUCAUUGCUGCAUAAUGGGACGCAGGGGGGGCGGGGGGGGAGCAAGACAUGCCCAGCAAAGGCAACCCACCACUUCUGCCAGUGCUUUUGCUCCACGCCAUCUUUGCCGCUGCCUGUCCCCUCCCUCUCACCCUCCCAGUGUGCAACAGUGACAUCGGAGGCUAGAGCACCAGUGCCCCACCCUGCCUUCUGCUACUAUAUGCUGAUCAUUUGGAACGCAUAUGCCUACAGAGGCAGUAUUUUAACUGUACCCUGUAAAAUCUCAAAUGUGCAAAAUAUAAUUGCAAAUGGCACUCAUUGGGAAGGAACUGUUACAACCACGUGCCUCAUUUAGGACACAUUUUGCAGUUUCUAAAUUUAUUGGUUUCUUCUUUCCAGUCUUCCCAUGCCAUGCUUCAUGGUACCUAGUUCUCAUAAACACAUCGUCCAGAAAGCCUGCCCUUCAAUCUGUUACUAGUACUUGAAGAUACCAUGACACCAUAUACUUGCAUAUGUUUUAAAUACAGUUCCUUUUAAACAGAUGAAUACCUUUUUCAAGGGGUUGAAAUAUGGGUCAAAGUAAUCCUACUACUUGCCUGGCCUCAUUUGCACUGAAAAAAUGUAAUCAGCAUGAUAUGGCAUUUACAGACAUGGUUGUCUUGUGCUACAAAAGUUAAUGCAUUUACUGGUAUAUAGUCUAUGGAUGUAAACAAGAUUGUGUUAAAAAAAUAUAUGGUUUCCCUCCUGUAAAAAGCGCCAAAAAAAAUACCAUACUUCUGGUUUCAUAUAAUCUUUCUUCUUUCAUCCCUGUCUUUUUCCUUUUUCCCAUUUCCAGAAAGAUGAGGUAUACCUUAAUUUGGUUCUGGACUAUGUUCCUGAAACAGUAUACAGAGUUGCCAGGCAUUAUAGUCGGGCCAAGCAGACACUCCCGAUGAUAUUUGUGAAGGUAGGUAAAAUGAAACGAUAACCUAGAUGGUUGGUUGCUUGGUUGUUACAUCAGACAUAGGGCAGCAAUCAGGUUUAGAUGUCCAUAGGUAGAAAUGGGUCUGCUAAUGCCCUUUGUUUCUUUCUAAUGGCGGCCUCUUGCACAUUGUGUAGUUUUGCUCUGGAGAGCUCCUUGGCAAUGGAAACACUUGGCUGGGGAGCGUGCUGCUACUGCAAAGGGGAAGCUCAGGUGUGCCAUACGACUGCCCUGUUCUUGAAAGGAAGUGCAGGCUUGUCUGAGUGAGGGUUGAUUUAGACAUGCUGUCAUAUCUACAUGAGAUUUCAUAGAAUACUUUUUUCAAGGGGUAUUGCACAUGGUGAGGGAAGUGUACAGAUGAUACUCGUAUGUUUUUAUUUAUGCAGACGGUUGGGCUAGAGGACCCUUCUGGUCCUUUCCAACUCUACAAUUCUAUGAUUCUGUUAGGUUGCUAGGGGUUACUACCCCUGCUUUCCAGCCCAUCUCCCACCUGCCAACCCCUUUCCCCCUCCCUAUACACCUUACCAAACUUUUAUGUAGUCCCCCCCUCCUUGCUGCAUUUUAAAAUACAAGCUUCUCUUUAUCACAGCAACAGCUGUGGCGGCGGCAGCCAUGUUGGGGAGGGAAGAGGAGACUUUAUCUCCUUUGUUCCCCUUAAUUUUGCAAGCAGUGGCAGCAACAAAGGGUUUAUGGGAAGGUUGGAAAAUUAAGCCCAACACUGAUUCUUUCAAACUCCAAUCAGAAAGGAGCGGUGCAGGGCUGCUCUCCCUUUUCCAUCUCAGUCUGCUGCAGUUGUGAAGCUGAAGGCUGGCUUAGCCAGUCUACUUGUCUGGCAUGCCGAUACCCUCGUUGGCCUGGGCCAGGGAUGUCCUGCCUCUGUCUUCCUCCUCUGCCUCCGAGCUGCUGUGAUGGCCGAGUAGCUUUGAGAGUCUAGUUGAGGCAUGUCCAAAGUCCGUUUCAGGGGCCUAAUCCGUCCCGUCGGUCGGUUUAAUCCGGCCCCUGUGGCAGUUUUUCCUGGGGUAAAAUAAUAAAAAAGGUUAACAACUUUGGUUGGCCCUUUGGUCAGCCUUCACGGCCCUUCAUGUCAUCAAAUCUGGCCCUCUUUGAAAAAAGUGGUGGCCCCAUGAACUGCAGCAUGAGGACAUUCUUACAAUUUUAUUACUUAUAUAGGUAUGCAACCCAUAUGCCAAAAUGGCUUCCAUUUGCCAUAUCCAGUGGGUUUCCAGCUUAUAUAGCAAAGUGCCAAAAAACUAGAAAGGCUGAUUCUUGCAAUAUUUUGGAAGUACUGAUAAAAAAAACAAAAACGACAAGGACUGUUUUAGAUAUUGAGCAGAAAUAGCUUUGUUGAUUCUCUUCUGAUGAAUAGCUUCUGCUUGACAUGUCCUGGCAUGUGUUUGGACAAUAAAUUAAUUGAAAUAUCUUUAGCACUUGCGUUUUUAAUAGCACGCCAUUAGCGUUACUGUUGCCUAUAACUCUUACAGUACACGGUUCUUAGUUCAGAAGCUGGAUUAAUGCAGCCUGCUCCUCACUUGGCCUUCCUGUCUGCUGUGACUGAGGCGUCAUAGCCUUCACCUUUUCCCUGGGCAGUUCCUUAUAAAGAGCAGAUUCCAGUCCUCUGCCCCAAUGACCCAGAUGUAAUAAAAUUGCUUCAAAUUUAGUAAGUAGUCUAAUAGAGGUGAACAAACUGGAGAAAGACACUGCUGCCACCCCCCCACCCCAGAUCCUCAGUGUGUUUAAAGGGUGUGGAUUAUGUGUAGAUAGUAGAACAGAAAGAGUUAGAUUAAAAACCAGCAAAAUCCAUAGAUCUUUUUAUUGUAACAUAUUCUGUUCUACUGUCCCCUUCUUAUGAGCCAUUCCAGUAAUAAAACAAAGCUGUUAUAUUAGAAAUGUGGUGUAAUAUAAUGAUAAUGCAGAAGGACCCACCUCUUGUUUAUUUUAUGUUAGUAAAAAAAGGUAAAGCAAGAUGAUGAUGAUGAUGAUGAUGAUGAUGAUGAUGAUAAUAAUACGCCAUCUGGCUGGGUUUCCCCAGCCACUCUGGGCAGCUUCCAACAAAGAUAAAAAAUACAUUAAAAUGUCACACGUUAAAAACUUCCCUGAACAGGGCUACCUUCAGAUGUCUUCUAAAUCUCAGAUAAUGUCAGAUAAGCGAUUCCACAUUUGAGUUCUUAAAUGCUCUCAGGUAGAUGCCAUCUAGACUUGGUGGCAAAGAAGAGGCUGCAGGAUCAGGCCAAUGGCUCAUCCAGUCCAGUAUCCUGUUCUCAUAGUGGCCAACCAGAGGCCUGUGGGAAACCUACAGGCAAGACUUCAGCACAAGAUUGGACAAGAUAAUAUGUUACGAUAGUUUUUACUUGGUCAGUAAGGCCUAGAACAAGGAUGGGGAACCCUUUUGGCUCAGCAGGCCAGAUAGUUAUCUCCCCUCCUCCCCCCGCCCCGGCUAACUUUGACAGAUGUUUGGUACCAUCCACCUGUCAGUCAGGGUGCCUCACGGGUUUGGGAGAAAGGCUCUUCUCUGCCAACAUAUUGCCCACAGGGAACAUGCUGGCAAAGCAGCACUCAGCAGAAUUGAACCCUGCCCAUCACCCAGUGGCAUCAGCUGUUUAACAGGUAUGCCUGGUUUGGAGGAAAUGGUUUGGCUCAUUGGCCAGAAGUACAAGGACUUUGGCCCUUGUCUCUACAAUUUGCCUCAGUUCCUCAGUUUCUUCAAAAGUUCAGGUGUAUGGAGUCGCCCUUUAUCUUCCAUUGUAAAGACAGAUGCAGAUAAGUCAUUCAGUUUCUUCUCACUCUGCUUUUCCUCCUUUUGCACAACUUUAACUCUUUUCAUCCUAUGAUCCAGCCGGUUCCCUGGCCAGUCUCUUGCUACUCAUGUAUUUAAAGAUUUUUGUCGUUGUUUAUUCUAUUUUUAGCAACGUACUGCUCAGUCUUUUAUUUUAUUUAUGUAUCCUUUGUUGUCUGCUUAAAUUUCUUUUUGCUAAAAGAGGAAGUUUCCAUUUCUGGAGUUAAACGUGACUGAGUUUGAUUUUCUUGGCAGUUGUCCACUUACAUAUAUGUUGAAUUUGUUUGUACUGUGGUCACUUUUCCUGGCCGGUUUCAAAAGCACAGCUUGCACUAGCUUCUGUGUGUCUGCAUGCCACUUAAAAUUAAGUUCAGGGCUGACUUCCUUCUGGUUGGUUCCAUGACCAGCUAAUCUAUGGCUCAGUUUUUAAGGAUAUUUAGACAUUUUCCCUCUUCGUCAUGCCUGGAAUUAUCCUCUAUGUGAGAAUAAUUGAAGCCACCCAUUAGUAGAUGAAAUUUAAAUUCAAAUAUCAGGAUUUAAAUACAACAUAAAUAUAAUAUAAAUACAAAUAAAAUAUAAAUUUAAAUAUCAGGAUGGAAUGGUUCCAUAGAGUUCAGAAGUUGCAAUUAUGGAUUUGAGUAAAACUUAAACAAGCUUAUUGUAUACCUACCUCUUUCAUUUCUCUCUUAUAUUUUAAUGGUAGUAGAUCUUGCACCCGUUUCACAUUUAGGACAGAUAAAAUAAAAAUCAGAGAAUUAGUUAGGAAUUUGAAAAGGGGAUGGAUUUAGAUCAUUUUAGGUCCCUGGUUUAGUCACUAGUCUGCUUCCCACUUGCUGACUGCAAAAAUAGAGUAUGCAACUCUCCUUGGAGAUCUUUGGAUGCUCUUGGUGUGGCUUGAGCCAAACGGCUUUUCUUCCCUGUGUCUCCACAGGUAACAAACAACUAAUAAGUCUAAUUGGUAAGAAAUAUUGUCCCAUAGCUCUGGAAGAGAGUGAAAGACCCCUCCUAUUAAUGAGGCAGGGUAUUUGUGGGGACUCCAAUAAGUUUUUUUAAAUGUAUUUUGACCCAGUUCUCAGAUGACUAUCCCCACAGUAGAACUCCAUAAAAGAGCUGAGCUCUGUAACUUAAUUGUGUGAGAGAGCUCACCCUUCGUAAUGCCUCUCUCACUUGUAUUCACUUUCUGGACAUCAUAGAGUCUAUACGUGGUCCAGGAAAUACUGUAUAGAACAGUAACCCAAGGUAUUUAAUACUCUUUACCUGUUCUGGAGUUUGACCAUCCAAUAACCAUCCUUUUGUGUAGACUUCUUUUCAGAGACUAAGAUGGAGCAGUCUUUUAUCAACAAUGACAUUACUCAGUUGCAGCCAUAGCUUGUCUCUGGGGGAGCAAAUCAAAUGCUGCCAUAGAACCUGAAAUAUAACUUGUUCAUAAUAGAUACUAAGCUAAUUGUUCUAUAAUUGUCCCCAUUAUCAGCCGGGCCUUUCUUAAAAAAUAUUUUUGUAUUUCCUGUUCCCUUCGAUUUUCAUUCUUUUUUAUUGCAUGUAAAUAUUUUCUCAGCUUUCCACAGUACUUGUUUCCAUAAAAUUUGAAAUAGUAUUCAGCUUUUCUCUAUUUUUAUAAAUGAGGAGGAAGUGUUAAACCUCUUUGGAUUUGAUACGGAGUAGUGUUAAUUAGUUUAAUUGAUAAAAUAACUGAUGAACUAAAAUUUGCUAUUGUCUAAUAUUUCUAAUAAUUUUAUACUUCUGUUUUUUAUUCUGCUACUGUUUUGAUCGUUUCUAUUAUUAAGCUGCUUUGAAUUCUGAAGUGGAAGACAAGUGUGAAAGAAAGAAAUAAAACACAGAAUACAUUUAUUAUCAAAAAAAAGGACAGUGUUUGGACAUUACAUCAAGGUGUUGAUUUUAACCAUAUUUUUAGUUGUCAAGCAUUAUAGAAAAGUUAGUAUGUUAAACCUCCUGCCAUGUUUUAGUAUGGGAGAUAAUAUUUAUUUUAAAAUCUCUUAUUUAUGUUCCAGUUAUACAUGUAUCAACUAUUCCGAAGUUUAGCCUAUAUCCAUUCCUUUGGAAUAUGCCAUCGGGAUAUAAAACCACAAAAUCUUUUGCUGGACCCUGACACAGCUGUCCUAAAACUUUGUGAUUUUGGAAGGUAAGUGUCUCUGGCAAAAAUUAGUCCAGUUGAACAUAGUGGUGUUUAUCCUGAGCUCCAUUUCAGUAGUUGUGGUUAUUCUGGCUUGCAUGACAAGGCCGCUGCCACUUAUAACAGUAUUACACUUAAUUUUGGAAAUGAGCAAAGUGUGCGUGAUUGCCUCUGCAUUAAAUUUUCCACGGCUGAGUCAUGUCGGAUAGGUAUGUAUAUUGAAGUUUAUGGUGAAGCAACAGCUAGGCCAUUUUGUACCACACAUUAAGUCUUUUCGCAAUAAAUACAUUAGUCUUGUGGCAAAUCUGGUCAAAGAAAAUCUGUCUGAAAGUAAAUAUUUUAAAGACAGGCAAGCUACACAGCGGCAUUAUUGUUACAGCAUAGAAGUGAAGGGAUGCAGGGCCAAUAUCUGCUUUGCUCAGAUGCCAGUUGUCUCUCUCCAGCGGCUGUCACUUGGCAGCAGCCAUUCAUCAGGCUGCAGGAGAGGAUGGAAGAGCGGUUCUGCAGGGCCACUUCAUUGCCACGGCUGGGAGUGCAACAUUUGACUACCCCUCCUCUUGACCCCAGCAGGUCAUUAGGUGGACUUUAGUGCCUAAUGGAGUAGUUGAAAUUUGUAAGACUUGACAGCAUAAGGACAUUUCUAAUCCAAUACAGGACAAUAGAAGAAUUAAUGAUUGAAGUGUCUGGGGAAUUCAUUAUUUUAUUUUAUUUGAACAAUUUCUAUACCAUUUAACUGCAAUAGUCUCUAAGCAUUUUAAGGGUUUUUUAAAUUAAUACAAAAACCUUGAACCUGGCCUGGUAAUGUACGGGCAGCCAGUACAUUUGAGUGCUGCAGACAUUUGAGCGCUCCAGACUUUUGAGCGCUGCAGUUAUGCUCUGGCGAUGGUCUGUCCCCAUCAGUAGCCUAGCUGUGAUGUGUCUUGUGGGCAUGGGAACUACCAACCCAGAGUGUCUCUUUGUUUCCAAAGUUUAAGCUCAGUUUAUUGGCCCUCAUCCAGUCCAGCAGUGCACCAGAGAAUGGCCCAGAUCAUGCAAAACCCCUUGUGACUCAGGUGUUAUGGCGAAGUAGAGCAGGGAUGACACUUUGCCCCCAGUUCCUAAGGACUUCAUCCAUAGACCUUAUAUAGCUUUAAACAGCAUUGGGGACAAGAUUGUACCUUGUGGUACAUUGUAUUGCAAAGACCAGGAAGCUAAAACACAGUUAAUGUGUUUCAUGAUGUCUUAACUCCCUCUGUCUGUUGAAUGUGAUAGCAGUGGUAUCCUUUUCUGAAUUAGAUUCAUAAUGAGACAGAAUAUUUUGAUAACACAGCUGUCAUGCUGUUGUUAAAGAUGUUGGGCCUUUUCUGUAGUUCGGAUCCUGUGGUUCUGUUGCCCCUGAUCCUAAACAUCUGUGCCUUCUCCCAGACUUUGGGAAAGUGAAAAGGUAUAAUGCAACAGGAGGUCUACGUAGUGAAGAGCUGCAAAUGAAGGUUCAUCUUAAAGCAAAAUAACAUUUGUAUGUUUAAUUGCACUGCAUGUUUUUGUUUUAAAAAAUAAGGUCUUUCUUUUUCUUUCCUCAUGUCUAGUGCAAAACAGCUUGUUCGUGGAGAGCCUAAUGUCUCUUAUAUCUGCUCUCGGUACUAUAGGGCACCAGAGUUGAUCUUUGGAGCUACAGAUUAUACCUCCAGUAUAGGUAUGUGUGUAUUUAUUUUUAAAAUAUUUAUGUUUUAUGUGAUCAGAAUGGUAGACUACACAAUUGCAACUAUCCUGAAAUACAACAACAACUAAACCGCUUAAAAUCUUCCUGUUGAGGAGCUAUUAUGGAACACUGCACUUCCAUCCCCCCCCAAAGCUACAAUUCACAUGGAUAGCCAGUAUUUGCAAUGAAUUGUAGGUGACCCAUGCUGUUCCAUUAUAAAACCAACCUGAAAAUCAAGAUAAAAGAUUCUCAUCUGCUGUAUUUUCAGCAUCCUGUUAAAUGGUGCUGAGGCAAAUUCUAGUAUUCAGGACCUUCCACCUCUAUUUCUGUGUGACAUCGUGGCAUUUUCUGAUCUUUUUGUGUGUGUUUUUUGCCAUAUCAACAAUGCCACCUUUGUUUAUUUCUGCAGGAUGCAAGCUAUGCUUUGUAGUGAGACAGCCCAACUAUAAAAGGCAUAAAGGUUACCCAAAGUCUGCUGCAGGAAAGUUUAUGGCAUCAGACCCUGGACUGGCAUAGAGAUUAUUGGAUUGAUUAAUUGCAUAUUUUACAAAUCCUGCCAGUCCUCCAGUGAGCUGAGGGCAAUGUACAUGGCCUUUCUCUCUCAGUUCUUAUCCUUGCAACAACACUGUUAAGUAAUUAGACUGAGAAAUAGCGAUGCUGGUCCAUAAUUAUCCAGUGACCUUCAUGGAUGCUUGAGGAUUUGAAUCUGGGUCUCUCAGUAUAAAUCCAGUUUGCUACCAUGUUGCGUUUAAAAUGAGACAGAAAUAUAAGAAGCAGAAUGUCAGCCAUGAUCCACCCAUUAUUUACUACAUAAGUGAAAUCUUCAGUUUUCUAGCUGAUAUGGUUAGCUUAUGUGGUCACUUGAAAAUGCAUCGUUAAUGAGUCCAUUGCCUUAUCAUUGCUGUUUCCUGAAUCAUUUUCAGCAUGCCACAUCAAGCAUUCCCUGAACCCUUUCCAGCAUAGCAGGAUCAUUCUUCUAAUGCAUACUGCUAGCUGAGGCUGAUGGGAGUUGUAGUCCAAAACAUCUGGAAGGCACCAGAUUGGGGACGGCUUUUCUAACAUAUACCUGGGACUGAAGCAGAGUACUCUACUUGCGAUCUUGUCAGUAUUGGUAGAGCAGCGCUGUUCUUUCUAAAAUAUUGGAAACUAGGCUUUUCUUGCAGCCUAAAAAGUGACUUUGGCUUUCUUUGCCACAAUACCGUAUUGUAGACAAUAGUGUUCAGUUGUCUUCUUUGAAGCCAGAAUGCACAAUGCCUUCCUCCUCUUUUGAGAUUUUAGUUUUACAUUGUAUAUAUAAACAUUUUAUUUAUUUAUUUAUAUUACAUUUAUAUUCCACUUUUCCUCCAAGGAGCUCAAAGUGACAUACAUAGUUCUCCUCCCUGACUUUAUUCUCACAAAAAUCCUGUGAGGUAGGUUAGGCUGAGAGUGUGUACCUGUCCCAAGGUAACCCAGUGAGCUUCCUGAUGGGGUGGGCAUUUGAACUGUGGUUUUCCAGCUCCUAGUCCAACACUCUAACCAAUAAUGGCUCUGUGAUAUUGAGGAAUAUUUUGUUACUAAAAGCACAUUUUUAAAAGAACCACACAUGUUGAAAUCACCAGGGAAGAGCAUUGGGAUGUUGUUAGAGAGGAAGGUGGUGAGCCAAGGCCUCAAGGUCUGAAACGGGAGUGAGUGGGAAUGUGAGCGGCAGCAUGGAGAUGCAAAUGGAAAUAUCUAUUGAAUAGAAUGAAUUUCAUAUUAGAGGAGGGGUGUGUGGAAACUGGCAAAAUCUGAAAAGAACACCGGCACCGUCUUACUGAGUUACUUUUGUAUAUAAUUUUGCUUUGCAAGUUUAGACCUGGUACAGAUUCAUAUAAGGUACCAUUUGUAUGAACAAUGUCGGUGCUUCUCUGCAGCGGCCUAAAUGCUUACCUGGUAAAGUAAGCCUUACUGUUCUGUUUCUAUUUCUAUUUAUACUGUGUGUGUAUAUAUAUGUGUGUGUGUGUGCGCGCGUGCAUAUAUAUAUAUAUAUAGAGUGAGAGAAAAUGGAUAUAUGUAACCCACAAUAUCUUCCUAUGUUUCUUCCCCCAUCCCCAGAUGUUUGGUCUGCAGGCUGUGUAUUGGCAGAGCUGUUGCUAGGACAACCAAUUUUUCCAGGCGACAGUGGUGUAGAUCAGUUGGUGGAAAUAAUCAAGGUAUGAGGGGUUUUUAUUAUUAUUUGGGCAUCAUUUUAAAUUGGAAAUGAAAUAAUAGUAAUUUUAAUGUAACUUUGGUUUAUAUAAAACCCUCCUUUUAUUUAAAAGUAAAUGUGAUACUGGCUUUUAUUUUCCAGGUAAGUAAAUAAGUCAUUUUUACCCCUUCUGCACAUAGGACACUCAGAGUCGCUUCACUACAUUAGAAAUGCAAGAAACCCAUUUUGUGAAUCUUUCUACCAUGAAAAGCAGGAUAUGAAUAACCUAAAUAAGUAAUAAAUAUAAAACAGAAAACGUAUCUAAAAGUGUAAAAAUACGUAUUGGAAUCACUACCAAAUGGCCAGACAUAAUGAUUCCUGCUCCCCACACCCCUCACAAUGUUCAUUGCUCCUUAAUUGUGACAUGAUCCAGUAGCAAGUAGUCUUCCCUAGCUAUGGAAAGGAGUGAAAUCUUCUGCUUAUUUGUGAAGCAGGUGUAUUUGCUGCGACUCAGAAGUUUCCUUCAAUGUAUUUUGACCCAAUUCUAAGUUGGUUGUGUAUCCCCGCAAUCCAACUUCAAAAAACAGAGCCCUGUAACUUACAUGUGAUAGAUAUCAGGGCCAGAGAAGUUGUCAAAAGGAAUUGCAUGCCUGGAAUUGAGGAACGUAGAGGAUAAGUUGUGAAACUAGGUUGGCUUAUAUCAGCGACAAGGGGUGGUUUUCAAUCUGUAAUUGACAGAACAAAAUCAUUCUCCACAAAAUUCAAUGGUCAAACUUAUAUAAAUGCACACAGAUAUAUCGUUCUCAUGCAGACAAAAAUAAUAGAUUUUGUUCAGUUCAUCAUAUUCAGUUUAGUUCUUCAUUUAGAUCUCUUGGUGUAUAUCCAUUGAAAUUCAUUCUGUAGGAGUUUCUGCUACAGCUGUUGUCCUUCAGUGUUCAUCUUCUCUUGACAGCAAAAUUUUAAGUCUUAACAUGUCCACAUUGUAGAACAUGCUGUGUGCUUUGGCUCCUUAUACAACUUUUGUGCUUGCAAAUGCAGGUCUGAAUAGGUCUCGUAGAAUAUACAUUCUGCGAUUGAGUUGCUGUGAUCAGAUGCUGCAGAUAGGGCUGUAUCCCCUCAAAGGCAAUGUUUUUUAACGGAGCUGGACACAAAUCAUCCGUCACUCACACACCAUGAGGAGAAAAAAAAGGGCAUUUCUUAUAUAGAACGUACUCAUAUGAAGGUUCUUGUUUUUGUUGGUAGUAAAAUAAAGUAUGUUUAAGAUAGCACUUGGCUUAUCUAAAGUGCAUUUUGUACAAAAUUAUCUAAGUGCUUCAGAGAUGGUCUGCAUAAUGUUAAUUAUGGUGCAUAGUCCUACAUACAUUUGAAUUAAUUAUGUGAUCGGUACUCCAGGGAAUAGUAAGAGAUACAGCCAGUGAUUAAAAUGUAAACUUGGCCGCAGUUGGAGAGAUCACUAGAUGUGCAGUUCCUGUUUGCAUCCAUUCCUUUUACUAUAAGUGCUGCGUGCUACAGAUGUUGGCUGCAAUAGCUAUAUUGUCUCAAGGUGCUAAUAGACCACGUUUUCUAUUUUCUAGGUCCUUGGAACUCCUACAAGAGAACAGAUUAGAGAAAUGAAUCCAAACUACACUGAAUUUAAAUUUCCCCAGAUUAAGGCACAUCCAUGGACUAAGGUGAGAGCCUGUUUGAACUAGUAGUGGGUGCCUGGAGAGGAUACGCUGAGGUCCAUACAUUAAUCUUUACAAGUUAAUGGGCAAACCAAGGCACUAUUCCUCAGUGGUCCUAUAAAUGUUAAUGCGAGUAUUUUAAUCAUGUUCACAAUAGUAUUUUUGUUACUGUAACUGGAAGACACUUCCAGUCAGGUGGGCUGAAACACAUAUUUCUCUUUUCAACUGCACCUUCCUUUACAUCCCACCCCUCCUACGUAUGUGCUGGGAAUCCAACCCUUUAUUCUUCAUAGCCAACUCUUGUGUGUGUGUGAAGUCUUGUGUAAAUAUGGAAGUUUCAGGGUGCCUUAAUACUUGAUUAGCUUCACCCUGUUUAACAGGAGAUUCAGCUGGUGAAUAUUGAUAGGAUUUUAGCUGAAACAAAGUAACUGAGGAACAAGAGGGAGGCUGCAGUAUGCUCAGGUUAGCCCCAAGGCUUGUAGACAUACGAAACAAAUUUAGGAAUUAAAGCCCAUUGAGGGUUAAGAAUGCUCAUUGUGGCUCUGGAAAGCUGAGUGUUUUUGGAGGGGGUGAAAGAAAAGUGAGGUGUAUAGGGAGAGAAAGGAAAGAAGUAUUGACUGGAUUCCUCAACAGUAGCACUUCACUAUACAAAAUUUGGUGAUGUUAUUAUAUCACAUUUGUCAUGAAUGUUCUGGCUAUUAAUCAAAAAUAAAAAUGAAUAGAGAUCCUUAUCGUUCAUGUUUAUAGCUGUUGUCCACACCAAUAAGGAGACAAGCAGGGCCUGAUGUAUUGUGAACCUAUAUGAUUCUCUUUCUUUAGGUGAGCGAUAGAAUUAAAAUAGAAUCAUUUCCUGCCUCACAGGGAAGUAUCACAGUACAAUUGUAAACAAGCAAAAAACAUGCAUCCACACACCUCUUAGUACUUGGUUCUCUGUAAAGUGCCAGAAACCAAUGUGAUCUUCCCUUCAGCUCACUUAGAGCCGGGUGGGGAGAAGCAAGCUCUUCUGCAGUGGAUGCCAGGGCAGGCUUUUCUCCCCCUUGCCACAUUAUUCUUCUGGAGGGAAGGAUUGCAGCUGUGAAUGGGACAGAGUGUGUUUUCCUCCAUAUAUUUAGUCCUCGGACAACUUAAGCUUAGACAUGUCCUCUUAACUGAGAGGGUCUUGCUGAAAUCAAUUUUGAGGACAAAAUUGGAGGGAGAGAUGAUGGGUAGGCAGCAGGGCUGCAAUUCCAGUGACCCUUGGAUUAUAUUUAUCUCCAUGAUCCAUAUCAAUCCAGAAUUAGGGCAGAAUACAGAAUAGAAACUACUUUUGUUGUGGUGGUUUACCAUCUGCAACAAAGGUUGUGGGGAUUGUACGCUAUAUGGUUGCUGGAAGCUGUCAGUAUUCAGGCUUCACACUCUGAUAGUUCCACUCCUGUCUGAGCAAAAUUGAGGGUAAUAUUGAGUGACUGUUGUUCUACCCAGUAGUAUUCUUUUGAAAUUUGUGGCUGCUGGAAGAGACAAGCACGUUUUGGGAUGUGACAUUAUGAGUAUGCUGAAGACGCCCAACUCGUGUUUUUCAUUUUCAUCUAAUCCAGAUAGUGAGGGUUUCUUGAAUGCCUUUUAUUGGCUGGAUGGGGGCAAUUAAAUUGACUUAAGAAUUCAGGCAAGGUAGAAAUGUUGAUGCUUAAGAGGUCAGCUCAUUUGGGGACAAACAGGUUCUGUGCUUUCAGUGGGAUUAUUUUCUCCGGGAAAGAGCUCCUGAAGUGUGAACUGGUUGCACCCUGUCCUCACUAAAAAAUGAUUUCAUGACAAUUAUCCAACACAUUGUGUGUGAAGCCAUCCUUGGUAGAUAGUUCGUGAGGCUCAACAUGGGUAUAGGAAACAUGUAGCAGGUUCAGUUCAAGGCACUACAAUUUUACUUUUAAAGCCCUUAAUGGCCCAGUUAAUUUUAUCUUCAGGUCAGUAGAUGGAGUCUUACUCCAUGUUUCCUCUGUUACUGUGGCUAGAGCACUGAGAAUUCAUUGCUAUAAUUGCUGCAAUAACAAUUUAGAAGCCUUCUUUGUAGAUUUCUGGUAAUUUUUGUUGCACAGGGCAAUUUUAAAAACACUUGAAAAUAUAAUAGAGAGAAAGGAGAAAAAACAAACAGUUGACUUUGAUAAUACAAAUAUUACAUCAAUCCUAAUUUAAAUGUAUAGAUUAAUAUAAGCAGUUCCUAUGUCCAAAUAGUUAUAAGCCAUGUGCUCAGAUAAAGGGCAGAGAUCUUCAGACCACUGAGUGGUACAUAGUGGAUGUUUAGCCUUCUAACCUUGCAAUAUAAGUCUCUUGGUCACCAAAAGGCUCACAGAAUUCACUUUUGUUGUCCAUCUGUUAGUCACCACACCUCAAGGAUAUAAUUUAAGAGUGUGUGAUCAUCUGCAAAUAUCCCAGGCAACUUUAAUAUGAACAAUAGUUUCUGGCCAGAAAGAAGACACCAUAGGACCAUGACCACAUUGUAUGCCUCAAAACAUUUUUUUCAGUGUUACAUCAUUUCUUCCUACAAAGGCACGGUGGAGUCCAGCAUACCAGAAACAUCAUGUUCUGUUGACUCAGUUUUGGCUAAAAAUUAAAGAAACAGCCAACUAGAUGAUAAAGCAGUGUUUCAUUAAUAGAAUGAAUAAAACACUCUAUUAGUUUUCCGUGAAGAUCCAGUUAUUUAUUCCAGCAAAAAUAGGAGACAUUAAGGCACUCAAAGCUGACAUUUCCUAAAUAGACACUAAAAGGAGCUGUAGUUGAAGAUACGGUGAUUCAGCUCUAGUGGUAAGUGGCAGCUAGACUGCAAAAUUGAAAAUGGCAAAUGUUCUCAAUCUGAUGCUGUUAACUGGUAUCUGGCUGUCAACCCAAUUCUUUCACUAAGGACUUCCUCUUCAUUUUCACAUCCAAAUUACCCCAUAAAGUUACUGUAGAAUGAGCAUAUGGAAGUGUAACUCGAAAGACAUUCUACACAUAGGAAUCUUACUGGGUCGCAGAGGGAGCCAAUGAAGUAAAUGAACUGAUAAAUCCACAAUCCAGGAGGGCUUGCACCAGCAGGGCAUAAGGUUGGGGGAGACAGUAGCAAAGGGAGGCACCAUUGGAACAAGCCCACCUGCUAGACCGAUAAGAAGGAUGCCUUGCUUGGCGGAAAUAGGAGUUCAUCCAAGAAAGUCUGAACGCUGGUUGAACUGGUCGGGUCAGAACCAAAGUAUUCCCUCAGAUGACCAUGAGUCCAGAGUUCUUCUCAUUAGAAAGGUCUCUGACCAGUUGCAGGGUUACCUCUGCUUCCUCCUCCCCACCCCUAGUUUUAAGUUAGGGAAAUUGAGGUCCUGUGGCCCUCGGAUAACCGUGUGUUCCUAGGGCUUGUAUUGUCGAAAACAGAUUAAUUAUUAAGACUCCCAGUAAAAACAAAAAAAAUUAUCCCAGUCCACAGGGUUUAGGUUCCAGGUAAGUAAUUAUUGGCCACCCCUAGAAAGUGUUCUAGCUCCUCUUGGAGUAUUUAGUGUGGUGCAUGGAAGGUAAUUAUUUACAUUUUUCCUGGCAAGUUUUAUUUUCAGCAGAAUGUUUGGCCUUUCAGCUACUUAUUUUAUUUGCUGUUGUGUUCCUUGAUCUUAUUGUUGCAAUGACUGUUUUGUUGACUUUAGUUGUUGUUCACAACUUUGGGUAUCUCACUCAAAAGGUGGGGCAGAAAUGUUUUAAAUAAAUAAAUAAAUAAAUAAAUAAAUAGGCUACACCUCAGCCUCUCGUUUUGUAGGUUGGGUAACCUUUGUGUUCUUUAGAAAGCAAAGUGUGCAAGACUUCUGCCACUAUGGAUUUUUAGCUGCAGGGUGCCUCCCUCCCUCUUCUUAAUAGCUGUUACUGUCUAGUCAUAUAACAGGCACUUCCUUUAGGUUGCCCCACUACCUGAGAGAGAAAGCAAAUGAGGCGCCUUCGCACCCUUGCAUUCCUCUUCAGGACCUACUGCUUGACAUCAUGAUGUCUCUCCCUGCAAUGUUUCAACUAUCUGCAUUCACCUGCUGCUUCAUUCUUCGCCGCUUGGGAUUCCUCUGAAAACAGACAGUUGCUACUUCCCAUCAUAUGCAUUUGUGGAGACCUUGCCUUCCUCAAAGCAAGUGCCAAACCUUCAUUGCAUCGGGUCAAAAUUCAUUUGCCCCAUUCAUGCAGUCCCAACAGCUGUAUUUGAUGGCUGGAACCAUGUAGAGCAGAAAGCAUGUUCUUUUUUCCUAUGUUUUCUGCCACCUGCAGAACAGGAGAGAUGCAAAAGUUUCAUUUUGGGUGUCACACAGAUGUGUCCUUAGAACUUCAUUUUCCUCCCGUAAAGGGCCAGUCCUGCCACUAGGAGAAGGCCGCCUCUGGCAGCUGAUUUUGGGGGGGUGGUGAUGAAAGGGCAGCAAAUUGUUAGUUCUAUUAUUGUUUUUGCUUCUGGGAAGUGGGAGGAGGAUUUUCUGUCUCAGGUGCCAAAAUAACUUGGUUGGUGGUCCGCCAGCCCUGCACACAUUGAUUCCACAGCACAGUAUUUUGUUUCCGCCACGUCUUAUUACAUGCUCCCACUUCCCCAGAUUUACUGGUGGGUGUGUAUGAGAGAGAGGGAGGUGGGGAGAAGGAGGAAGGGGGGAGUUAGCCACACUUUCUCCACAGGCUCCUGGAGGACAGCCCUUAUGCUUUCUACUUACAGUCUACUGCCCCAAGAUAGGCUGAGUAGCAUUCCAUACUGUUUUGAAUAGUUAGUUCCUUUUAAAUAAAAACAGACUUUGGUUUACAGUCAUACCUGGUUGCGAACACUGUGGGUUGCAGACUGCGCCAAACCCGGAAGUACUGGAACAGGUUACUUCCGGGUUUCAGCGCAUGCUCAGAAGCGCUAAAUUGCACUUUGCACAUGUGCAGAAGCACCGAAUCACAUCACAAGCAUGUGCAGACGCGGCACUGUGGGUUGCGAACACUGUGGGUUGCGAACGGGCCUCCCGCACGGAUCACUUUUGCAACCCGAGGUAUGACUGUAUAAGCUUGUGUGACUGCUUAUAUGAAAAUGCCCUCCUCUGGGUGUCAACUCUCUGAGCUUCUGAGGGUAGUGGAGAGCUACAAGAGGGCCCCUUAUGUCCGUCCUCAGAAUUGGUUGGGCCGCAGAAGUUGCAUGAAGUCAGAAACAGGACCAGCAGCCCCAUUUCCCUUUACUCAGGGAGACCCCUUUGCAGAAUGUAUGCAUGUCGGUGGGGAGGGGGUGGAUUUUUUUUGCUUUCAGGAAGCAGGGGAAAAGUGUAGCAGUUUCUUCUCUCCUGCAUUUUGUUGUACAUGAUGUAGCUCUCUUCUACUCUUCGUGUGUGUGUGUGUGUGUGUGUGUGUGUGUGUGUGUGCAUGCAUGCUCAUAUGUGUGCACAACUGUCAGGUACAUGAGUUUGGAGUUGGAAGAGUCUGCUACAUCUCAGGACCCAUCAUGGCACUGAUUCAGCCCUGAUGAUAUAUUGAGAAGUAGAGCUCUUGUACAAAUAAUAGGGAAAGGGGAAAAAUCACCUUUUUUCAAUAAUGAAUGUUUUGAGUUGUUCCCCCGCUUUUCAAGCAUAAGUUCUGCUUUGAAUCAGUAGAUCACAAUAAUUUAGAAAGUACUUCUUUCUAAAUUAUUGUGAUCUACUGUUUCAAAACAGAAUUUAGAAGCUUGUCAUCUCUACUUUCUGCCCAACCAAUUCAUUUAAGAUUACUUGAAUUAAAUUUGUUAAUUUAUAAAAUAGUCCAAAGCAACUUACAUGGUGAUAAUAGCAUCUCUUCAUUCUUAACUUUUCAUUCCAGUAAUGGAGGGGAAGGAAAAUGGAAGUGGAAUAUCAUGGAAUUGAGACUAUGGUUGGCUUGAGCGCUGAACAGGGCUGCUCCACAAAGGAACAUUUUGUUGCAGGGCCCACAUGUAUAUAUGCAUUUUUCAGUGUGGUUUCCUCUGUGAAAAUUAUUUAACUAAUCAAGCAAGUCUACCUAAAAUAGUAAAUAUCUGUGACCAUGAUAACAUAUGUUAAUGAACAAGUGAGAUAAUAUUUAAAAGUUACUUGAAAAGUUCCUAUCAGUGUUCACAUGUUUUAUUUUAGUUUUGUUUUCUGCAUGUGGCUUUCCUGUGCAUUUUAUCUGGCCGUAUUUAGUCUGCAUACUAAAGGUUAGUCUGCCCAAUUGCAUCCUCUUUUGUGCUCUUAGCUUUUCCUUUCCUUCACCAAGACUUAUUUUAGAUUGCAAUAGAUUUCAUUGUGACGGGCCGGUUUUUAGACCGAGUGCUAAAUUUUAGUCCGCAGACUAAAAUAUAAUCCGCGGAUUAUUUGCCCCAGAAAUUCCCUCACUGAAAACUACAUUAAACACAGUAACCAUGAUGCUUAAAACAUAAUAGUGAGGACGGUUCACAGCUAACAGCGUACUCUGCCACCUGCCCUUUUGCACCUAGGCACAAUAGAACGCUGAAACCACCCCCAGCUUGCAAUGCGGCCCAUUGUGCUUAAGUGUUGGCAACCUGUAUUAUCGACCACUUAACCUGUAACUGUGACAGUCCCUUGCUUUUAAUGUUUGUUGUUUGUAUGCUUCUAUGUAGUUCUUGGUGGGUGAAUAAAGCAGUAGAACAGGUUGCAGUAAGUAAGAAGAGUUAAACAACGGUAGUGUGUUUCUUUCAUUAUCAGUGUGCGCUUGUAAAAGAAAAAAACAAACAAAUCCUCCCCCCCCCCCUUUUAAAUGGCCAUGAGGGCAUAAGGAAGGAAGCCACAAUCAAGGGGCAGGGGAGAGUUAAGAUCUUACCAGCACUUCCGAAAUGUCAUGUCCAGUUCCUGAAGCAUCCUAAAGAGAUAUCUGCCAAAAAAGCUAAACACUAACAAUCCAUUGGCGGGGAAGUCAAUCCAAAAUGAAGAAUAAUCCGCGGCGGCCUGAUACACACAUAGCUUAUAGAAAUUUAAAAUAGUUAUUUUUAGUACUGAAUCUUAGAGAUCUUUAUUACAUGCGUGGUUUCAAAAACACCUCUCAUCUUGUGCUUUUGGGACAAAGAGGAGGGGAAAAAAAGAGGAGUCUGUACAUGAGAGCAUGUCUCAUGUUUUUCCCCAUGUCUGUGGAAAUCUAUCUCCAAGACUGGGAAGAAGACUGCAGUUUAAUAUUGAAAAUUCAGUAUAAUUUUACUUCUACAUAGACAUUUGAUUUCAUCUUUUUGUUACUUUUUACUAAAGUCACUGGCAUUGGAACAUGCAUUUAAAAUAAAAUGUUUCUAUACUAUGCCUCACCCUUGCAAAAUCAUUUUUUUUAAAGUUGGACUUGCUGCUAUGGAGACUGAUGUUUAAAGGUUCUAAUUGUAUUAAACAUUUAAUAUUUCCCCAUCACCAUGGAUUUCUGAUAAUAUUGGAUAUAUUUUUCCUUGCUGGACUAUUCUUUUGGAUUGACUCCCCCUGUUUGGAUUAUUUCACUGCAUUAUCAUCUUUAGGACUCGUCAGGAACAGGACAUUUCACCUCAGGAGUACGGGUAUGUACAUAAAUAUUUUUUCAUAUCAUCAGGUUUAUUGUUGGAGGAGGAGAGGCAAAAAUGAGGAUGGAAGAGUUGACACCAAGCAGCCAUUGAGGUCACUGAGCCAAAUGUUCUCUCUCUCUAAACGUUUUUCAGUUUUUAGCUGCUAGUUUCUUGCGGCGGUUGGGCUUUCAAUUUUCUGGCAUUGUUAAUGUAGUACAUUCUGUAUCAAAUUACUUUUUCCAAGUCCCAGCAGAGAAAGGGCAACCUGAUCUUCAUGAGGUCCUGCAGUUAGAGUGGAAGCUAGAAUACAUGCUACAGUACAUCAUAAGACAUAUUAAGUGUGAAUAGCUUUUGCUUACUCAUGGAAGGAGUGAAAGAUAGAGUCAGCCUGAGUUUUGCUAGACAAGUAAAGAAAGAAAGAAUCGUUCCACAGUUAGCAGUUCAUCUAAAGAUAGUAAUGAAGAAAAAUACAAAGCAUCAUUUUAUUUUAAAGGAGGCAAGUAUACCUAAAGCCUUUCAACCUUAGAUUGAAUUUCCACCUGAUUUCAUAUGGUGGUGGGGUACAGUUUUAUUCGACAAGCUCUAGGACAAUAUUUGGGGGUCAUAAAAUUUGGGGAAAGUUUUGGUUUAAUGUAUAUUCAAAUUUGAAUGUGGGAUUUUCAGUAACUUGAUGGAUUAUGUAUCUGGAAAAAAGAAUUUGAACUUCUUUAAUGGAGAUAAUUUCCCCAAAAUUUAUGAGAUGAAAUAUGGUUUUUUAAAUUUAUUGUGCUUCAACAACUUGGUCAUGACCCCACAACUUGGUCUUGCCACAAUCACAGAUGGACAACACAGCCAUUUUCUCUUACUUAUGGCAGUGAAAUUGUUUCUAGGAUGGGUAACCUGAGGCCCUCCAGAUAUUUUGCUGUUGGACUCCAUCUCAUCAGUUCCAAGCAAAACAGCCAGUGAGCAGGGAUAGUGUGAGCUGUAGUCCCACAUCACCUGGGCCACAAAUUCCCCAUCCCUGUUGGAAGUGAAGGGGACACCUGGUAAAAAUGUAAAAGAUAAACCCAUGUCACAGGUUGCACUUAAAAGUAGCUCCAAGGCGUAUGUCAGGGCACAGAUGCCACUGUCUCCUAUUCAGGAGUUGCUGCCAGAGUAGUACCAGGAAAGCCAGCUGCAGUAGCUUCUCAUUACCUCUCCUAACCCAGCAAGAGGAGAAGUGCUGAGUUUUCAGAGGUGUUUUGUGAGGUUGCUUAGCCCUUUCCUUUUCUCCCUCUGCAGCUGGAUUCUGAAACUAGAACUAAGCACAAAUCCAGUUUAGGGUGGGGGAGACAAGUGAGCUUGUGUUCAUGACAUUUGCAAGAGGGAAUAGUUAAACAUUCCUUCCCCUGUUGAUUCUCCCAGACCAGUUUUCCCUCCUCUACACUGAUACUACAUUGACGUGUGUGUAGUUUUGAUUUUUAAGAGUAAAGAAAAACUAUGGCUGUGCAACAUGGUAAUUUCUUCCUGGGUUGAAAAGAGCACCCCUGCAUUCAAUACACGUGGGGAGAGGACUUGCUUCGACUUCUCUCUUGGCCUGAGCAGGCUAGAGCAGGAGAGGGGCUGAUAUCAUUGUCUGUUUUAGAGGUCCAUAGGAUUCCUUUCAGACUAUGGUAUUACUACUUAUUCCCACAGUUGUCCCAGGCAUGAAAGUAAGCCGCAGCCUGGUUCAGUCUAAUAGUUCUUGCAACAUCUGGGCACUGCAGAAGAGUUUUGCUUAUGUGAUCGUGUGCCUGCCUUAACUUAAUUCUUGUCUUUUAAUUCUUCAGCUUUUUUACUUUCCCUCACAUAUGUAAACUAGCUUUCUGUACGAACUCAGAACUCUUGAUAAAUCCCACCAAUAGCCUAUACCAUUAUUAGUGAUGAGGAGAUUCUUGACGCAGUUUAUGUUCUGCUGAAUUUAAAUAUCUUCUCUUCAAAAUCUGUUUGAGCAGAUUUGCAGUUGAUUUUGCAUGUGGUAUAUGCUAUUGCUUUGGGGUUUGGUCCAACUUUACAUGCGUGGGAAUCCGUUCCCUCGGUGGGGUUUCUCCUUCCUCUCUUCCCGCUAGCAGCCUUCCAUGCACCCAGAAAUCUGCUCCAGAGGAUUGAGUAUCCUUCCUGGGCGGAUUUUGGGUGUGUGCAGGGAUGGGGAAAAAGGGGAACCAAAAGUCUCAUUGCAAAAGCAGGUUUCCACUGUGCAAGUGAGCUGCCACAACUGAAUCUCAUCCUUUGCGUUUUGUGAGUUGGAUUUGCCAGUUUUUGUCCCACCCUUAUCUCAAGAUUUUACAUAUACUCUUUGCUCAUGACCUGUAUUGCACCUGUAGCGUAGGUGAAAGAAAAUGCUUAAGGAACCUGUGAACGUGUGGUUAUUUAAUUUUUAUGUGUGUGAGAGAGGAGAAGGUAGAUGGAGUGCAACAUUGGUGACAAAAGACUGAUUGUGAAUAGUAAAAAUAUAUGCUGUGUGACCUAACCUCCGAUGGCAAAUGUCUGAGAGAAAAACUAGCUGGCUGAGUACCCUUCAGCAAUACUCCCAAACGCCUAAAAUUUGGAAGUUAUCCUAAUUGAUUACUUGCUGUGUAUUAUUAAAGGAUAAACCAAAACUAAGAGACCUGAUCAGUGUCCCUACCAGUCAGCAUAAAUCCACACCCAGUACAAAAUCAGUUGGUUGCUUAAAAGUUUUGCUUUCAGUAAAUGCUUCAGAACGUGGUCUUCAGAAAAUCCUGCUCAUUUGCUUUUCUCUCUCCUCCAACCCAUAUGCAUGGCCGACUGCAUUCCUGUUAUGUUUGGAAUGGAUUAUUCCUCUCUUCCUAAAAGUUCUUCUCAGCUGUGUCUUGUGUUCCCCCCCACCCUGUGACCUUGUAACUUCACCUUAGUACAACAACCUUCCUUGCACUUAACCAUUCAACCCUAGAAGCUUGAUUAAGCUUCAGUACUCUAUAAGCUAAUGUCUAAUUCCUACUCUGAGCGGUUUAGUUCCUCAGGUUCUCAGUCCUUCAACGACAAGAGCAAAGAAGAGUAUUGACGGACUGUCCCUCUUGUUCUGCCGCAGGUCUUCCGGCCCCGCACUCCACCAGAAGCAAUAGCGCUAUGUAGCCGUCUGCUGGAAUAUACCCCCACGGCACGCCUGACUCCGCUGGAAGCGUGCGCACACUCUUUCUUUGAUGAAUUACGGGACCCAAACAUCAAAUUGCCGAGUGGGCGAGAGAAACCUGCACUCUUUAACUUCACCACUCAAGGUAGUCUGGGAGCAUGAAGGAAGAUUGUGUGUCCGCAGUUUCUUACGGCACAAAGAUGGCAUCAUCUCAAAUAGUGGUCAGAAGGGAUGGAUAGAAAGUGGAAAUAUUUCAAAGAGUGAACUGUGUUGAGAAGGUGUAGAGAAAGGGUUAAAAAUAAAGUCUGAGAGAGAGACUUCUUCACCCCUCAGUCAGUCGGGCUUGAUCGAAGAAAGGCUGUUUGACAUAGAGACGCAUCCAUAAUCUCAAUAGGCUGAUGCUUGUGUCUCAUGAUUGCCAUUAUUACUGGGACAUUCAAUUCCUAGUUAGUCAUAGAUGAAAUUGCUUGUUAGAUAGAAGGUUGAAAUAUUCUUGGAAGAAUAGAGACUGCUGCUCAUGUUCACAUUUUUACCAGGAAUCGUAUUUAAUAAGCUAAUUGAGUAUGUAACUUAGGACAUCCAGGAGUCCAGAUUUAGGGGAUCAGCUGAAAUGCAGGCUAAGGAAGUAUGUUUUCGCAGUUGCCUUGCACAUGUUUUCAAGAACUGUACAGAAGCAUAAUUUGUGGCCUGUAUUGUUCAGAUUCUUUGGAAAGAUGGCUGCAACCCAAUUACAAUUACUCAUAUGCAUUUCGGUUAACAUAGGGUUGCCAUACGUCUGGAUUUGCCCAUGUCGGCAGGGCUGUUUUCCCCCCAAAAUAGCUCAAAAACAGCAUUUUUCUUCUUGCAAUUUUGCCAAACAGCUUUGCCAAAAAGAAGAAGAAGCUCAACAAUUUAUGGCAACUAUAGUUAACAUAUCAAUUUAAUUUGCACAUGGUUAAAAGAGAUCUGAAGCAAGAAGCAUAUUUUCUUUUAUAGGAUGCUAUGUGUCAAAGCAGGCAUUGGAAGAGGCAUUUACGCUUGCAUGUGAGAGAAGAUAAUAUUUACCAUCUGCUGUCUUUAUAUUGGAAAUAAUUUUUUAAAAUAAAAUGUUACCUGCUUAAUCAGCAGUACCUUUUACAUUUAUUUUUAUUAAUGUUAAUUAAUUAAUUUAAAGCUUUUUUUUUUUUAAAUCUAGCCAGUUAAUAAUAUUGCAGCCCUAUUUGAAGAUACUCUUUUCUAUGUUAAAGUCAGUGAAAGGGCCAUGGCCACUUGUCAGGUUUCGAAAGGGUGCUGAGAGCGCUGGGGUAGUAUUUUCCAAGUGCACAAAUGCUGCUGCUCUUGAGAUGCACCUUUUCUGCCUCUAAAGCAUUUGCUCCGCUCUGGGUUAUGGUACUUCCUUCCCUGGUGACAGUAAAUGCUGCCAGUUCCUCUUGACCCGAGACCCACCAUGCCAGCUUCCAUUUCUGCAUAUAUGAAAGUAACCACAACGCUGCUCUGAACAGGAUGUUUAAUUUGCCUUAUCUCAGGACUGAAUUACUUGAGGCAGUUCAAACUAAUAUUGUUAAAAUCACUGGUAUGUCUUGGAUUAUUUCUGCUGUUUUGUAAAUGGCAGGCUGGAGGGGAAAUUAAUGGUUGUAUUCAACAUAGUGUAAGCCUGGCGCAGAGCCUAGGACUUGCCGAUCAGAAGGUCGGCGGUUCGAAUCCCCAUGACGGGGUGAGCUCCCAUUGCUCGGUCCCUGCUCCUGCCAACCUAGCAGUUCAAAAGCACCUCAAAGUGCAAGUAGAUAAAUAGGUACUGCUGUGGUGGGAAGGUAAACGGCGUUUCCGUGUGCUGCUCUGGUUCGCCAGAAGCGGCUUAGUCAUGCUGACCACAUGACCCGGAAGCUGUACGCCGGCUCCCUCGGCCAAUAAAGCGAGAUGAGCGCCGCAACCCCAGAGUCGGCCACGACUGGACCUAAUGGUCAGGGGUCCCUUUACUUUUUACCUUUACUAAGCCUGUCAUUAGAGGAAGUAUUUCCACUUAUGCAAAGGGACUCCCUUGCCUCUUCCCCCCACCCACGUGCCCCUUAAAUCUAUUAUUGGGGUUCCCCAGCUUUACAGAGAUUUGGGGAGAGGGGCUGAAGAGACCUGUUGUGCAAAUGGACACCCUUGCACAAAUGGGAUGCGUUAGUUGGCUACGGCCCAGGCAAGCAGGCAGGACGACCUUUUGUUGUGGCUCAGGUUUAUCUGGAGGUGCUUUAGCAAGAACAUAUUCAGCUCUCAAUAAAAUUGCCAUUGCCACUCUGACUGCUGCUUAAGUCGAUGGUUACAGAGGCCAUCUCUGGACAGAGUGGCUGGGGAGGCCCGGCCGGAUGGGUGGGGUAUAAGUAAUAAAUUAUUAUUAUUACUAUAAGAGCAUUCUUGCCAGUAUUACACACUUUUGAAAAACAGAAUGCCCUACCGCUGGCCCCAAGCAUGUAGAAUUUUACUGUGCAGUAGGUUGUCUUAUGUUGGUUUCCUGAAGCAAAUGUGCUAGUAAACUGACAGUACAGUAUCUGUUUUUCCUUUUUGUUUUGUUACCUAUUUUAUAUGUAAAUUUUCACUCUACUUUCCAUCCCUCAAAAAUGUUUGACAGAAAGUUUAAUCUCACAUGAGAUCUGUACUAGUAGAAUAGCUGCAAUUCAAAACACAUUCUGCAGCAAUCACUGUUGGGAAAUGCAACUUGGGGCAGGUGGGGGGAAUAUAAGGGCAGCUUGUGCUGUGGUCUAAACCACAGAGCCUAGGACUUGCUGAUCAGAAGGUCGGCGGUUCAAAUCCCUGCGACGGGGUGAGCGCCCGUUGUUCGGUCCCUGCUCCUGCCAACCUAGCAGUUCGAAAGCAUGUCAGAGUGCAAGUAGAUAAAUAGGUACCGCUCUGGCGGGAAGGUAAACGCUGUUUCCAUGCGCUGCUCUGGUUCGCCAGAAGCGGCUUAGUCAUGCUGGCCACAUGACCCGGAAGCUGUACCCCGGCUCCCUCGGCCAAUAAAGCGAGAUGAGCGCCGCAACCCCAGAGUCGGUCACAACUGGACCUAAUGGUCAGGGGUCCCUUUACCCUUUACCUUUAGUAGGGCACAUGUAGGCAUUAAAAAAAAAAGCCUAUUUUAAAAAGUCAUCCCUGAAAGACAAGCCCCCCAGGGAGGGGGAUAGAAGCAGUGAUGUAUCAGGAAAAAUAGGGAUAGUUUGGGCAUAGGUCAUUUGCCCAUGAAUAUUGGGGCAUCUAGUCUCUAUGAGUUGUUAUAGACAGAGGAGAGUUCAGUUAGCCAUUUAGACGGUCAGAACUGUUUUGAUCUGGCUGGCCACCAGCAGACAGAUUGUGAUUGACUUCAAAAGUAAGUAAUCCAGAAAUCACUCCCCGCCCCCAGGGAUCUGUAGCCCUUGUGUCCUUAUUGCCCAAGGACAAAAGGAUGGAUGGAGGGAACCUCCUGGCUUUUCCUCUCCACCAUCUUAUGGGGAAGCUCCUUCUUCUUAUCGUUUGGUCUCUACCAGGGCAUUCUUCAGGCCAGGGUGGUCCCUGCAGCCCUCGGGGCCUUUUUGGGUGGCCCUUGGCAACAUUCAAGAAAAAAACACCAUAAAGCCUUUUUUAAAAAUUGCACAUGUCACAAAUUGUUAAUGAAAGCACAUACUUCUGUCUGUGUAAUGGAAUUGUUUAAUAAUUAAAUCUAUUAAAUCUAGUGUGUAUUUAAUUACAUAUAUUUAAUUAAAUAUAUUAAUUGUGUAUAUUAACUAAUAUUAAAUACACUUUAAUUUUUUAAAAAUGGAGAUUUAAUUCAGUGUGCGGCCCAUGGAUUCUUUACAAAUAAAAAUCAAAUGCAAUAAAAUUCCUGGUAUAAAGCAUCAUUAGAAACUAAACAACAUAACUGAAAUAGAAGCCGCCACCACAGCCUGCAACAUCUACCAGAUCCAACCUUGACAAAGGUCCGCCUAUAAACCUGCCUAUCAAGCAUUCCCACCAACCACAUCCAUAACACAGCCAAGCCCCAGCCAACCAUUUUUCACCAAAUGAACGUUGGGUCUACAAAAAAAAUCACUGGCAGCAUUAAACAUAAUUUACAGCCAGCUAAUUCACCCUCCACCUCCAUCUAGGGCAGCACAGUAUCAGAUAAACAGCAACACGUAAGUAUUCUACAGUUCAGUCUGUUACAUUUUGACCAGUAUAAAUAGACAUAAAAUUCUGAUUUACGGUCCUGAUUUUUUGCCCUUUUUUGGGGAUACUUUGAAUAAUUUUUGAAAAAUACUUUAUUAAGAGAAAAUGUAUGUAUUAUAAAACAAAAUGAGAACCAAUAUAGGUGAUCUAGAGCUAAAUCAUGAAGCAUAGUAAGAAGCUGCAGCAUUUGAUCAUGAUAAUUUUAUGUAUGAGUUCAUUUUUAAUAUUUUAUAAAUUCUUGGGAAAAUAUAUUGAUAUGAAGAUGCAAAUUACUAAGUUUUAAAUUACAUUUCUGCUCUAAUUUUACUUUUUGUAAAGGCCUGUCUGUAUAAAAAGGUAUUCAAGAGACACCUGAAAGUCAAAAGUGAGGGCAGCUGCCAAAUUUCUGUUGGAACAAUGUUCCACAGCAUGGGACUGGUGAUGUGAAGCCCUGACUUUUAGUUGAAGCCAGCCAGGCCUCUGGAACACAGGGGACAAUUAGCAGCACUCUUCUGGGUGAUCUCAUAGAAUUGUAGAGUUGGAAGGGACCACCAGGGCCAUCGAACCAAACUGCCUGCAGAAAUAAAAACAAACAAAUGCCAUCUGUACACUUUCCUCACCAGAUGCAACCAUCUGUGAAAACCCAUGUAGAUACAACAGCAUGUCUAAAUCAACCCUCAUUUAGACAAGCCUGCACUUCCUUUCAAGAACAGGGCAGUUUUAUGACCAGGAUUCCAAUCAGCACUCCUGGGUGUCCUCCUCAUACAUGGUGUAUCUGAGCUUCCCCUUUGCAGUAGCAGCAGGCUCCCCAACCAAGUGUCUCCAUUGCCAAGGAGCUCUCCAAAGCAACACUGCACAAUGUGCAAGAGGCCGCCAUUAGAAAGAAACAAAGGGCAUUAGCAGACCCUUUUCUACCAAGGAACAUCUAAACCUGGUUGCUGCUCUAUAUCUGAUGUAACAACCAAGCAACCAACCAACCAACCAUGUCGGUUGUCAUUUCAUUUUACCUAGCUUCACAAAUAUCAUUGGGCGUGUCUGCUUGGCCCGACUAUAGUGUCUGGCAACUCUGUAUACUGUUUCAGGAAGACAGUCCAGAACCAAAUUAAGGUAUACCUCAUCUUCCCUCCAUUGGUCAAACUGUGAUAUAAUUGCCCUUAAGGUAUCCUGGGCACAGGAUCAAUGCAAGAACCUUGACUCUGGCCCAGUACCAUGUGAGCAGCCAGUGCCGAUGUUUGAGUUCAGUAUAGGUGUCACACACUGUUGUAUGUCUGCCCCCCACCAGCAGUCCAGCUGCUGCAUUCUGCCCAAGGGCAGCCCCAAAUACAGCACAUUGCAGGAAUCCAGUCUCGAGUUUAAAGAUGCCUGGACUGCAGUGGCCAAGUGAUCCUGGUCCAGAUAUUGCUAUAGUUGGGGUACCAGACAUAGCUGGCAGUAGGCAGUCCCAGCCACAGUGGAGGAUGUUAAGAAUGCAGUCACAAGUAGUCAUUAAGCAAUUAUAAUACUCUUUUGAAACUCACAUUCCAGGGGCAUGUCUGUAGCAGUUCAUUUUUGUACUCUAGCUGAAAUAGUAUUAAUAACGACAGUUUCUUUUAGGGAUUUGGAAGGUAGAGUGAUUGCAAUAUAAUACCAGCUGCUUCAAUCUCAUAGUUCCUACUCGCUUCCCUUCAACGUUAUUGGUGUGAUUUAGUGGUGUAAUCGUACUAAUCAUUUUGCUUGUUUGUUUUAAAUAGCUCACAGUUCCAAGAGCAGGGUGGGUGGGUGGGUGGGUGGGAAAUGCACAAAUACACAGUCUGUACAAAAACAACAAGGGGGAAAUUUAGAUUAAAAGAAAUGCAAUAUAGGCAAUUUGGCAGACAUCAUGGCAGAGAAAUACCUUUUCAACAGAAAAGAAGAUGCAAAGGAUGACAGUCUUUCCCCAGUGAAGUUGUCUGAGCAGUUUCCAGCUCUGGGAAAGCAUGUUAGAAUCAUAGAUUCUUAGCAACACAUGGCCAUGUGGCCGAUGUGGGAUAGGAAACACUGUGAAGCGACUGGCAGAGGCUCCCUGUGGGCUGGCUGUGAAUACUCUCUUCUUCAACUUCCUUCUAGAACUGUCAAGUAAUCCGUCUCUGGCUUCGACCCUCAUACCUGCUCAUGCUCGGAAUCAAGCAGCUGCUUCAACCCCGACAAAUGUUCCAGCAGCCUCAGGUGAGACUUUCUUCAUGCCUGCCACGUUUUUGCUUGCUAAACUAUUCCACCCCCCAUACCAAACUGUCUUCCCUGACACCGUGUGUCCUCAGUUACUGAUCAUAUCUUGUUUGCGAACUGAAGGGGCGGGGGGAAGCAGCCAAUACCAAUUGUGUUUGCUAGAUUGAUUUCCAUUUCAGACAUGGGGUGAAUAAGGGAACACCAGCAAUUUCCACUCCAGAUUUCCAAUUUCAUCAGCAUUCUGCAACACCCGUUCUUAAAACAAACCACAAGCUGCGCAGAAUCAGAUACUGGGAUAGUGCAGCCUGAGGAUGGGGACAGGUUUCUUAGAGAGGUGAGGGCCGCCACGUGUGUGCAGGAUCCUUGCCCUUCCUGGCUCAUGAAAGCAGCUGAGGAACACUAACCAAGUGGGUAAGGGUGGCGAUUGAACAUGUUCAGCAAAGCAGGGUUGCAGCCUGCCAUAAAGAGGCAGUGAUAAGACCUCUGCUGAAAAAGCCCUCCCUGAGACCCACUGUUUUGGAUAAUGACUGGCCAGUCUCCAAUAUUCCAUUCCAAGAGCCAGUGUGGUGUAGUGGUGAAGAGCGGUAGUCUCGUAAUCUGGUGAACCGGGUUCACUACCCCGCUCUUCCACCUGCAGCUGCUGGGUGACCUUGGGCCAGUCACACUUCUCUGAAGUCUCUCAGCCCCACUCACCUCACAGAGUGUUUGUUGUGGGGGAGGAAGGGAAAGGAGAAUGUCAGCCGCUUUGAGACUCCUGAAGGGGAGUGAAAGGCGGGAUAUCAAAUCCAAACUCCUCUUCUUAGGCAUGGUGCUGGAGUGAGUGGCCGCUUCUCAGCUCCAAGCUUUUCUGAAUGAGACAGAUCAUCCAUAUCCAUUUAAUACUGGCUCCAGCCAUGAUUAUGGGACAGAAGAAGCAUUGGUUGUGUUAGUGGAUGACCUACACCAGGAGCCAGACAGCAGGAGUUGGUUCUCCUGGACUUUUGAUACCAUUGGCCAUGGUUUCUCCGUGGGACACCUCACUGGGAUGGGAUUUGGAGGCACUGUUUUGUGGUGCUUGUAUAAUCUUAUUGUGAUUAUUUAUUUAUUGCAUAUGUAUACCUCCCUAUAUCUGUAGAUCUCAGGGUGGUUCACAACAUAAAAUUACAAUGUAAAAAACACAAAAUACAUAACAAAAAUAAGAGCAAAGACAACCUGAUAACCCCACCCCCCACAACACAUUUUAAAGGGUAUCAGAUGUCAAUCAGCCAAAGGCCCAGUUAAAGAGGAACAUUGUCGCCUGGCGCCUAAAGAAGGUGCCAGCCAAACCUCCCUGGGGAGAGAAUUCCACAAAGGGGGAGCCAUUGCAGAAAAGGCCUGCUCUCAUAUUGCCACCCUCUGGACCGCUUGAGGAGGGGCACAAAGAAGGGCCUGGUAGGCUCACAAGGAGAGAGGCAGUCCUUGAGAGACGGUGCUCCUGAGCCGCUUAGUCCUAGGAAGGGGCUGCUGUGGGUCUUCCGUUUGAUGCUGUUAACCUGAGGUGUCCCUCGGGGUCUGUCCUGCCCCAGUGCUAUUUCACAUUGGCAGGAUGCUGCUAGGAGAGCUUGUCCAGAGUUCUGGGGGUUGCUGCCACCAUUCCAUCUCUCCUUUCCAUCUAAAGAUGACGAAGCUGGUUUGGUGUUAGUAACAGACUGGAAGAGGGUGAAAAAAUUGAAGGCCGUGGUCAGUUGAAAGGCAGAUCAGGGAAUGGAGAUUCAUUAUGUGCUGGAGGGGGUUACACUCCCUGAAAAACUCAGGUUCGCAGCUUGGGAGUACUCAUAGAUUGAACCCUUAAUGGCCAGUUUUAGGCAGUGGCCAGGAGCACAUUUGCACAUUUAAAACUAGUGCACUGUUCCUGGAGAUGUCUGCUCUGGCCAUGAUGCCUUAGUUACAUCCUGUUUGGAUUCCUGCAAUGACCUGUAUGUGUGGCGGCCUUUGGAAACUUCAGCUGGUCCAAGAUGCUGCAGCCAGUUUGCUCCCUGGAGCUCAUUACAGGGAGAAUAGAAACACCGUCACAGCAGCUCCACAGGGUACCAGUCCAUUACUGGUUAUGAUCUAUAAAGCCCUAUACAACUUGAGUCCAGGGUAUCUGAAGGACCUCAUCUCUUAUAUGACCCGGCUUGGACCGAGAUGUGCCGGGUCAUCUCUCUUGAAGAAGGAACAGAAUUGGUAAAAAUACUGCAAGCUCCUGGAUGCUACUUCAGUGUCCAGCAGCAGAGCUAGAUUAAGCAGCACCAACAAACUGCAGAACAGGUUCUUCAGGGGCAGUGCGAUGAAUACCACAUCCCUAGAUUGCGUUGACCAAUCUAAUUCAGUUUUCUACAACAGUACCUGAACCUCUGUUUGUUAGCACUCAUGCAGAUGACUUAUUGGCUCCAUGUGCUUGUUCAGGGUGUUUAUGGUUAUACCUGGAUCCGAUGAAUAAGAGAGGAAAAAUAAAAUUGAUACCAGCCAACUCAAAACCCAAGUUAGAAAUAAAAAUGAGUGGGUAACCAGAACUACAUACAGGAUUCCCAAUCUUGCUAUGUCACUGAUUUGAUGCAUAAAAGGGCAUUACAAUGCUAUAUUUUCAAUCUCUCUCUCAAUAAACCCUAACAGUCUGUCCUUUUCACUGCUGAUGCAUGACAAGUCAGGUUUUAAUAGCACUAGCUGCUAUGGUCCCAACAUCUCUUUCCUGGAUAAUAGGCACUAGUUCAAAAUGUAUAUGAAAUAAGCAUUUGUUUGCUUCAGUGGUUCACCAUUUUACACUUCUUGCCACUUUGUUCACUAUUUGUUCAGCAUAGAGGCGCCAUUUUGGCGCAUUCUGGUUGCUUGGAAUUUUAUCAUCCUCUGCUUUGGUGUCUUCUGUAAACUUAAAUACUUAGCUACUUAAGGCUGUUUCCCCAAAACCACACCCAGCUGCCCUGCACCUGACAUCAGACACACAGCUGCCAGCGAAUAAUUGGGAACCUUAAAGUGCACUCCCAACCAUUCAUUUGCUUAUUAUUAUUAUUAUUAUUAUUAUUAUUAUUAUUAUUAUACCACCCUAUAGCCGGGGGUCUGUCACUGCCUAUUGGGAACCCUAUAGCACAGUCAAGCCCAGCAUGGCACAGCCAACCUUUGCCUAAACAUUCGGGAGCAUACCGUUGUAUGUUGGGACAAUUACAGAUUCAUCGGAGAAUGAAAAAUGUAUUGGUAAUCUAUAGCUGACUGUGGAAUCUGGAUUGAGUAUGUUCUGCAUUUAUUGACUCAUCCUUUUUUCCUACUUGGGUAUUUAUAUGACUGUUAAAAAUGUUAAAGAGCUACUUAAUUAUAUUACACAAAGUGAAGUGUGUCCCACCCCCUAUUAUUUUUCUAGUUUGAUCUAAUGGAUAGCCUUUUGGUAGAGAUGGCUCUCGCUUACAUCAAAUUGUCUCAGAAAUACUUUAUCCAGAAAUCAGUGGGCAAAACUAAUUCAUUCUUGAGCAAAAUAUGAAUUCAUGUGCUUCAACCCUCUUACCAACUGCCCCCCUCCAAAGCGAGUGCAGUGGCAGCAACAGCUGUCCUUGUUGCUAGAAGAGGAGAAGAAGGUGAUGUCUGCUGGUGAUGUAGUUCUCCCAAGGACUCCUGCAAUGACAGCAGGUUUUGUGAAUGCCAAGCAGAACUUGUGAAGUACAGAAGUGCUUGGUUUUUCUUUGCUAAAUAGUGGGGGAGCAGCCCUCUUCUGCAACUGCAAUUUAGCAGAACAAAAGCAGAGCUCCACCAGCACAUAAUGUGUAUGUUUCAAGCAAAAUAAGGCUUUCCCAUUGUAGUAGACUUUAGGAGAACUACACCUUCCAGCAGAAAGUAGAUUCCCCACUCCUCUGGAAGAGGGAGAGAUCAGGUCAACCUUCUUUCUUUCUUUUUAGCAGCACCAACCAGAGAAUGAGAAUGAGAAUUUGGGUACUUACACAGCUAUUGUCUUCUGUAAAGAUGGCUCACCAAGUACCUGACAGCCCCAUCACAGUAAACUUCGCAGCGUUGCUACCUCUCCCACUUUUUUCAUGUAGCAAUAGCUACCAAAUAGAGCAACUCACGAACAUCAGAUACUACAGGUCUAUGCGAGUGUCUCGAUUUAUUGCAGUCCAACAUUUUUCUGUUUUUGAUAUAAAAUUUUGUAAUUGCUUUGAUUUGCACCAUGAAACCCUUCUUAAUUAUCCUUUCCCUCUUGCUGUGUUUCAUUAUGGACUCAGUAAAUCACACCGCUGUUCCGAACCCUGUUUUUAUUGUCUACUGAAUUCAGGAGAGGACUUGGGGAAAAGGAGCAUAGUGGGCUCCCAGUACUUUUCUAACUCUGUAGAAUUAAAUAGUGUCACCUCUUAGCAUCCUGUUUAUUUGUGUCUGUUUAUCAAUCAAGUGUUUUAAUACCUGUUCAUCAGUAAAUUAUUUUCAAAAGAUGUUGUGUAUGUGAGGCCUAAACCUCAGCUAUUUGGUAAAGAACCAUGAUUGGCCAAGGUUUAUUAGUCAAAUGGGUUUUAUGCGAGGAACUGCCCCAGAUAUAGCCAGGCAUCACUGUAACACGCUGCCACCUUUGCCUUCCGAUAUUGCUUGGUUCCUCUUGAUUUAUCAGUACCUCACAAUCUGCUAGCUGUGUUCACGAGAAAAGGGGCAGAGAUGUUUUUUUCCUGCUUUCCCAACCCUUCAGUGUAUGGCAUGUGAAACCUGUUCUUGGCAUCAGGCCCUGCCAUUGCUUUCCCAGAGCCAUGACUUUUGGGGCAUGUCCAGCUGUAGUUGAACCAAAUAGUCUGAUCUAGGCCUCAGCCAUCUUUGCGUGUUUGCUGGAACUCACAAGGAUUAAAAGUGCAAACAACCCUCCCAAUAUCCCCCAGCACACCAGCUCCGCUCAGACCUUUGCAUGCAGAGCUGAAGGUCGGGGCAUGCGCGUGUUGUGCAUGUUCUACCAAAUAAAUUAGAAGUCUCCACAGGAUCAGGAUCCCUACCUUACCAGGAUUCCUGAUUAUAUGGAAGCAGAAGCCUUGUUCAGGGACUUCAUAUUGAAAAGGAGCCAGCAAACAUUGGGGGUUGAGGUGAGGCUUAUGUCUGCUCUUCUACACGCUUGUAACUCUCCUGCCAGAAGAGGACUCUAUUCUUUUCCAGGUACCAAACAGGCCCUUUUAAGAAGUGCCCAAUUUCUCGCUGACAUUCAGGUGUCCCUCUCCUUGUCACAGCUGCCUUAAGAGGCCUGCCUGCAAGCAGCAAGUUUCCAGUAUUUAACCCGUGUCUUUGCUUUCUUUUGCGGUGUUUGCAGAUGCCAAUGCAGGAGAUCGAGUUCAGACCAAUAAUGUAGCUUCAGCAUCAGCCUCCAACUCCACCUGAACUGGUCACAAGCAGCAACCUGUACAGGAACAAUCGCCAGUAAUUUUGAGUCUUGCUCAGCAACGCUGGUCACAUUUGGAAAGAAAAUUUAAAAAGAGGAAAAAAACCCUGUUCAUUAUAGUGUUCGAUUUUUUUUUUAUUAUUGUUGUUCUUAUUUAACCUUGUAAAAUAGAAAUUCAAACCAGUUUCAUUGUGUGCUCACUCUGCUGCGGGCCCCUUGGGGCAGGGGAAGAGGUGGGGUGGGAAGAGGGGAAGUGGAGCAAUAGAACACACCAGUGUCUCUUCCCAGGACAAUCUUCUAAUUUCAAACAAUUGCUGUUGUGUACUUUGGAAUCAGGAAUCUUAUCUCAUGCCCUUCCACAACAGAAAGGAGAACCCUCAUUCUGCUGAAGCUCCUUUUUUUAAGCCUUGUAUUUUUAAGUGAAGUUUCAACUUUUGGUGUAGUGCACAACUUGAAUUUGGUUGGGAGCUUAGCAGGAGUUGCUCACCGUGAAUAACAUACACAGGAGACCUUAACUAUCUUUGAGUUGGGAUGAGGAGGAAGGAAAAUGUGAGGUCUAAAAUACACUGAAUUGCCAAAGCCGGGGGGGGGGGGGCAAUUGCUGUAUGAAUAACGCUUAAGGGCAAAUCUUGAUCUUAAAUUCCGUUCUAGCAUUGGAGAAUUCUGCAGAUAUGUAUGUUACAUAUACACACACAGACUAUCGGCUUGAAUGAAAAAUGCUCAUUCACCUACCUUAAAGAUCCCUGAACAUUAAAGGUUCUGUAAAGCACAAAAGAGCCCAUAGUCAGUCACUUGCAUUCUUCAACAGGUGGGAGCAAGUGGACCCUCCCUCCAGGUGCAGAAAACAGACAGGAAACCAGUGGAGAGGUACUUCUGCACCUCGCCCACCUUCUUUUUUAAACUCUAAACUGGCUUCUUUCUCAAAGAAGCAAACAGGAAAACAAUGCCAGGGUUUAUAACGUGAAUGGACAUAAACCUCCAUUGCAAUUAGAGCUUUCAAAUCGACACAUUUUUAGGUGAUUCUAAAAUCCAAAUCUAGAAUUUGUAUUUAAUUUCACUUUUUUUUUUAAAGCUUCCUUCUUUCUAAUCUUUAUUUAUUGAUCUUCCACGGUCGCUGUUGUGAUGCUUUCACAAUGGUAGUAUAUUAAUGAGUAGACAAAUCAGUUUACUUGCUCUUGCUGACUUAUAGAAAGCUAAGUGUGUGUGUAUAUAUGCACAUAUACAUAUACAUAUAUAUAUAUAUAUUAUAAAUAUAUACAUAGAUACAGUGCUGCUUUUUAUUUUUUAAUCUAUAAUUGGUCUGACUGAAGCAGAAAUGCCUGUUUCUAGUGUCUGUGUUCUGGGUUAUUUUGUAGUGGCAAAAAGUCAAGUCUCUCUGUUUUUGAAGCGAAAGCAAUACUUCUUGAAAGGCGUUAGGGAAGUUGCAAGAAGGAAUGCCAUUGCUGCCGGAGCAACCGAGACAGGCUCUUUCCGUCUAGCUUUCUACUUGGAUUGAGAGAUGUGCUCACCUAGCCUUACACGCCUUCAAAUGAAUCUCGGUCAUCUUGGUGCUUGUGAGAGUUUAUUUCAUUGUUGAAUCUUUUGAAACAUGAUUUGCUGAUUUGGCCCGGGGGAAACUCCGCAUUAUGCAGAUGCAGCCACCGGAAGGCAACAGGGCCUCCUCUUUCUUCUCACAUUUAUGAAGCUGGGUCUGAGAGUCUAAUCUGAUUAAAGGUGCUUGUCAAGGAGGGAGCUGUUGGGCUGUCUCAAAAAAGGAUGAACAGAAAGUUCAGAUACAUGGUUAUUAAAAUAGCUUCAAGGGGAAUGGGUAUGGAACCCAUAUUUGUUUAAACACUCCAGUUUUCCAUAAAUGAGCCUAUGGCGAAUGAGAGGCCUGGAAGGGGAUCUUGAUGCAGGAAAGGAGCCGAUAGGUGUCUUCCAUGUUGAUUUAUAGCCCUCGCGAUCAGAGCUCUUGAGACACUUGAACAAGCAGGAGGAUGACAUAGAGAAAACUCAGUUUGCAGUCAGGAGAGCAGGACAGUCUAGGCUCAGAAGACAGAUGGUGUCUUAGGAUUUGCAUUACUUUCUGUUAGUUCGAUGCUAGCAGGGAAGAAGAAUGAAAAGCGUUAAUUAUUUUUUUAAAAACAAUUGUUUUGUGUGUGUGUGUAUGUGUGUGUGUAUGUGUAAACUGAGAUCCUGAUGGUUUUAUUUUCUCGAGGAUCAUGGCGGGACUGCAGACAAAAUUUUAUACAAAUCUAGAUCCAGGUGUUUCAAUACCAUUUUUGUAAAUAAACAAGACAAAAAGCUCCUCACCAAAUUCAAGUUUGUACAUUAGUUGUUCUUAAAAUUUUGAGUUGUAUUGCUUUGUAUGUAAAUAUGUGGACCCAGGAACUGCUGUUAAUGAGCAAAACGUUACCAUUCAGGGCAGUUAAAUCUGUUUUAAUAAUCAGACAAAAUGUAGACGAGCUUUUUAAAGCCAUAUAGUUUUAACUCUGUACAGUAGAUAACCGGCCUGUAUUAUUGUAACAAUAACUCUAGCGAUGUAUAGUAUAUCUAUAUAGUUUGGAGUGCCUUUGCUUCCAUAAUUUUUUUUAUUUUAUUUUAUUCCUUUUUUUGUACCAGAUGUCUCACACAUGGAAAUCUUUGUUUCCCUUCUUUGAGUUAUUUCAUGUUAGUAGUAUAAUUAAAAAGAAAAUUCAUUCAAUUUUAUUUUUUAUUUUUACUUCAAACCAUGGCUUUGUUCGUAGGCGUUUAAAAGUUUCUCUCCCUUACCCACAAUAGCAGUGACCGGUUUCAUUUUACGUUUGCUAUCUUGGCAUCUAAGUGGCAAGUUUACAUUUUGCUCGUCUUUUCCCAGUACGUUUGUCAAGAGUUACUUGUAGACAACAGCUUCUAGCUAGGAGCUAUAGUUUAGUCUUUGUUUCCGUAGAGGCAAAAUAGGGCUUUGCAAAGAAGCUGUCGUGGAAUGGGGGUGGGGGCAGCAGGGGGGUGGAAGAUUUGGGGUCUCACUCACACAUCCUUUCUGCUUUUUUUGGCCAGAGAUUAAUCUGUGGUAUUGAGAGUCUGUAGUUGUAGAUUAUCACUUGCCCUCCCUCUCACCCUCGAGUUUUAUUUUCUUAUGAAAGUCAUUUUGAAGUUGACCUUAAUUUCUGUGCCCAGCACAAAGGCCUUGCUUUGAAAACUCUGCUCACUUGUGUGUUUGACCUUGUUAGUAUUCCACGUGAGAUUCUCUUCUUCGGUGGCAAAAUGCUGAACUUUUUAUCAAACCAAAGGUUGCUGUUUUGUUUUUUGGCUUUUUGUCUUUUUGUAAUCAUCUUGUGUUCAUUCCAGUAAGGCAGAGGCUGCACUUUUUCUGGUGACACAAAGGUCAGUGAUAGCAUUUUGUUUCUGACACUCCACUCAGAAGUCUGUUUUGUGGCUUGUUUUUAAAUGAAGUACCUUAAUGGUCUCUUGAUCUAUCCUUUGUCUGCAUUGCAACUGUGCAUGUCCCUGAGAUGGCAUUAACAAUAUUCUGUGUCCCCAGCUGAAAGUCAAUCAAGACACUCUCUUAAUUUUGAAGUACCUUCCUUUAAACAAAGGGGCGUGUGGAAUCAACAAAGAUUACUCUGAAGUCAUCUAAACUGAUACUUGAGCAUAUACUUCUUUUUAUAAAUAAGCCAAGUGAUGGUGAAUGUCCGUAAUUAGUGUUAAUUUGAAAUGUUCCCGGAUUAGUAAUGCUUCUUAAGAAAUGCUACCAAUAAACUAUUAUCCAUUAUAACUCCCAGCCACUAGAGGUCAAAGCCAGUAAUGAAAAGCACAGUUUAGUAUGUAACCCAGGACCUACAUUUGCCAGGUGUAUACAUCAGAAAGCCUUUGAAUUCCCAAUAUUUCUAUAGAGGCUAAUUUCUUGCUUCAUGUGUGACAAGGCAAUAAAAGCAAAACGAAAAGGCGUAAUAAAGACUUGUACCUAAAGGGUUAGCUUGAGAUACAUAUUUUCCUUCCUUGUGUUGUUUGUUCUUGGUUUUUUUGGGAAAAAACAACAAUUUAUAUAUAUAAAUGAACGUUUAUAUAUAUAAAUAAUAUGCUUGCCUGUAAAAUUUGCGUUUGUUACUAUGUUGCUGAUAGAUCACUUGGGCUUGUGCACACAAUUACCGUGAUCACUUCCAUCUUAAAAGCAGAAAAUCUAAAAUCUAUAUAUAAUGGACUGUGGGUUGUAUACAAACUAUUGCAUACACGUACAAAGCUGUCUUGAUUCAAAGAAGAAGCAAAACAUGUAUAACAUUAUUACUACUUGAAUGCCUCUGUGACUGAUUAAUUUUUUCAUUUUAAAUAUAAACUUUUUUGUGGAGAGUAUGCUUAAUGUUUUAUUAUUUUGCCUCCUCCCUUCUGCUCCUUUGUAAAUACAUUUUGUUCUGUGUGACUUGGUUCGGAAAUAGUUAACUGGUACUGUAAUUUGCAUUAAAUAAAAAGUAGGUUAGCCUGGACAUGAAAUUUAAAAAUACAAAGUGUGUGGUCUUUAUUUCAAAACUCUUGAACUUUUCUGUAUCCCACCUCCAUUAAAAGUCUCUUCUUCUGCUCCUAUUCACCUUUUUCCAGAACUGUUCCUCACCCCGCCCAACAAGGGGGGGUUUGACUCUUUAUAUAAUAAACACAGGGAGCUAGCAUGUUUUCUUAAAUGGUCUGUAUUAAUCUGUGAUACUUUUGCAAGAGAUAACAGCUUCUGUCUUCCACCAAACCAUUUGAUUUGAUGGAAAGGAAGAGGAACCCUUUGACAGUUAUCAUCCUCGAUGACCCUACUUUAUCUGCAAGAUGUGCUGAGACAUAUUAUAACGCACUUCCUUUCUUUGAGCCCCUGAGUCAAUCUGGUGAUGGUGUGAAGAGUUUAUAAUAACCAUGUCUUGUGGGGCUGUUCCUCCAACAAAUCGGCACGUUGCUAUCUCUGAGCUGGGUUUCAGUCCUGGAUAAUGUAUGUAUUCAAUGUGAUGUCUGUUUGCGCAAAAGAAAAUUUCUUUUUCAAGCCGAAUGACUGGUCAGAUCUAUUCUGUUACUAUACUAAAAGGCUAGAUGCAAGGUCAUGUGACUACUGCUUCAAUAAAUUAAAAAAAUAUAUUGC
This is a messenger RNA of Podarcis lilfordi (Lilford's wall lizard), 67005 nucleotides long. The record is from the annotation of a GenBank genome assembly. Lineage: Eukaryota; Metazoa; Chordata; Lepidosauria; Squamata; Lacertidae.